Xyrichtys novacula (pearly razorfish) is the source of this 83366-nucleotide messenger RNA. The record is from the annotation of a GenBank genome assembly. NCBI's taxonomy places the organism in Eukaryota, Metazoa, Chordata, Actinopteri, Labriformes, Labridae.
GAAUUUCCCUUUGGGAAUGAAUUAAGUUUUUCUUAUUUUUAUUCUUAUUCUUAAAAGUGACUAUAAGCAUUCAUAACAACUUAUUUUGAGAAAACAGCAUCUUUUAAUGUGAGGAAGGAAAAAUUUAUAAGAAUGACAAUGUAGUCUUGGCAAUUAUUUAUGUAUGACACUUGUGACCACAAAAUCCUGCUCAUAAGUUCUUAUAAAUGCGUUAUAAGAACAUGAAAUAGUUAAUCUCAUACACUGCUGUUUCUUUACCUGAAACCUCCACGGUCAUGCUUUAACACUUUUGGGAAUUUGGGAAAUUUAACACAAAUUUGGGAAUUGAAAUGAAAUAACUAAGAACUUUAAAAAGAAAGACUUAUUCAUUAAAAUCAAUGCAUGAAAGGGUUUCAAUGAGUACAGGCUCAGAUCUGGAUCUCUGCUUGUAGUGUUCAGUUUGUCCUCUAAGGGGAGCCCGCGUCACAAACAUGGACUUUGCGCCUUUUUCGGACAUCACAGCGGCUUUAUUGUUCUCAUAACGACUCUUAUAUCUAAAAUUAACUUGACAAGUUGUAACCAGCAACCUAUACGCACACCACUAAACUUUGAAUAAAGGUGUAUGUGUUUGAAGAAUUCACGGUUACGUUAGCCGGUGUGAAGAGGAGGAGGAGGAUGAAGGGCGGACUGAAGCUCCGCCCGUUAGCCGAGCGUCCCGUCGGUCCUCAUUCAAAACACAACACAGCUGAGAGGAGCACCGCCUGUCUGUUAGCUGCAAACUGUUAGCCUGUAACAGCUGCGUGUGUGUGUGUCUGUGUGUGUGCUGCGUCCUCUAAUGUUCCCGCACACACACCAUCCGAGGAAGAAAGAAGAAAAAGCUCUGAGGUGAGUUUCACUCCAUCAUGACACCAACUUCACUCUCUCACACACAAUCCCUCCCAACUAGCGGCUAACAGCGAGCUAACAGACGUUAAGCUGGGGUGUGUUUGGUUUUGAACUCGGGAUGCUCCGUUAUCAGUCAAAUCUGCAUCAAGCUGUGGGGGUGGAGAUGGUGGAGGAUGUCUGUGGACCCGGAGUUCUGGUUCAGGUUCUGGACUGAGUGAUUAUGGAGGGUAUAGAGGUCUGACUUUGCUUUAACUCCAAUUCACCCCCCUUUUUCUCCUCCCCUCCCCGCCCGCCCACGUGAAGCACCGACAGCAGCUCCCUGAUAUAAAGCUGAUAAAAAUAAAUCAUGCGCUCCCACACAGAGCUAAGCUAACGGUGCUAGCACGGAUCAUCACACUAACCCAGUUAGACUCUGUUAGCUCUGUGUUUUUAUGUGUGCUUUCACGUGUGAUGUUGAGCAGAUCUGGUCUGGGACUUUGUGUGGAUCAGGUCCCUGCUGGCUCUGUUACAGUGCUUGCAGACUCUCUGCCCCAGGGUGCGCUCAGCAGGGGCGUGUUCUCACUUUUUGACUGGGGUGGCCCAACAGAGGCAGCAGUGAUGUUUACUUGAAGCUAACUCAUCAGAAUAACCGCUUGAGCAGAUUAAAAUGGCUUCAUGUAAGCAAUCUUAUAAAGAGACUGGUUGAAAGACACUCCUUUUGCUUUGACAUCACGUUUAGACUGUUAUAAUGGGAGGAGGCGCUGCUGAACCAGUCCCACAGGUAACACACCGCUCACCCACUCUCUGCCCAGCAUGACAGCCAAUCCACAGGACAUGCAUGGGUGUCACUUAGGGAUGUGCCGAUAUACGAUUCAAUCGCGACAUGCGAUAUUAAAUGGCAGCGAUGAUGAAGUUUUGGGGUAUUAUUAUUAUCGUUCCACAAUUAUGAUUUAAAGACGAGUGGCAGCGUCUCUCAGCAGAGGCGAGCGAAGCCUAGUACUUACCAACCUAACCCGCUUGUAGUCUUACCCAUGGUGUCAAAGCCUGUGUAGCAAAAUGUACAAACAAACCACCACAAAAGUAGUCCCAAAUCCAAAAAACUCGAAUUAAGUACAUUAAUGCUAGCCUAACAAAAAUGGCAACAUUAAAAGAGAAAAUGAAGAAAUUUUACAACAAAAUGCAUGGCCAUUCCCGCCAAAUGCACACAAUGCUACUACGCAAGCGGUGGAACGGUACAACGCUAUUUCAGGAAAUCGAGAGAAAACGCGGAAUUACCGGGAGCUUUUUGGCUUCAAAUCCGUAUACCGGCGGAAGGUGGAACCAAGUUGUCCAUAGUCUUUGGUCAGAGCUGCUUAGGUUGUUGUGGUCUUUUAGUAAGUCCUGCAGGGUGUUGCUGUGCUCCAGGGGACAGAGAAAGCUAUCAUGUCUCGUGAAUCUCUAUACAUCAUGUUCUGAUACACCAUGAAUGGAGUAACAGGUAAGGAUAAACCUCACUGACGAUGUGUCUGUCGAAUAGAGACCCAAUUAGACUAGCUGGUGACCCAAGUCUGGCAAAGGCGUAACUGUAGCAGCAGCCACAUUGUCUUCUUGCUCUAUCUGUACAAUCAAAACACACAUGGAGGAUGUAAAUAUUAAUACAAAGACUCAAGUUAUCAAAGGUGUCAUCUGUAAUAGUCUGUCAUACAUUGCCCAUGCUCUGAUGACGGUUUAAUCACACUGAUAGCUGAAUGUUUAAGAAUAAAACUGUUAAGUGUGUGUGUGUGGAGGACACACACAGGAAUCACAUGAUCACAUGUUUAUUGGCGAGGAAAAGAUGACUUCAUGUUUAAAACCUUCGCUGUGAGCUGUUUAUCAGUCAUGGACAUACUUUAUGUUUUCUCAUAAGCAUAACAAACUUUUAGAGACUUAAAUCAGAGUGUGUACGGACGUGACAUGCAUAAGUGUGUGUGGAGAUGUGUGUAUGUGUUGUGUCGACCUUUCUGAGUAUGUGACAGUGUAACAUGUGACAGUCUGUCCUCUCCAUCACAGGCUGCAGAGUUUAAACCCUCACAGCGUCUACAUCGCUUAUCUUAUCUGUCAGUAUGUGUGUGUGUUUUGUGUGUACGUGUGUGCGUGUGUGUGUGCAAAGAGGUAUGCGUGUGUGCUGUGAUCAUACACUGUAAUGGUCAGCACUGUAAGUUGUAAGGCAGUGUUCACUUAGAGUUGAAGUUCACCUCCAGGCAUUUUUCUUGAAUAUGAAUGUGUUGUGUGUGUGUGUGUGUCUGUGAUGACCUGUGAGGAAUGCUCCAUAUCUCUGUUCAGUGAGUUUCUGUGUAACACUUCACACCUGACCCUCAAAUCCCAACUCAGACUCACGUCUGUGUGUAGAUUUUUGAGUGUGUGUGUGUUGUGUAGUCUUGAGUGGUAUGUGUGUUGAUGUGAUAAACAGGAUCAGACUGUAUUGGUUCAGAUAGUGCUGAUUAGAGCAGCUGUGUGUGUGUUUGUGUACUCAGAUGGAGUUUUACAGGUAAGCCCUGAUGACUCUGGGGUAGUUUGACAUCAGUGAGAGUUGCUCCUGAAGACGGUCAGUGUGUAUGUAAGUGUAUGCGAGUGUGUGUACAGGUUAACCAGGUAAUCUGAACUCUGUGGAUUAGGACUUAAUCCAAUAGAAACUGGUUGAUUCAGUAUUGUGUUGAGCCUCAGAUUUGCAGCAUCCAUCUGUACAUCAGUUUACACAAUGCACUCAUUGAUCUACGAGUGUGGAUCCUCUUUGGGUAAAACAUGCAAAAUUAAGGGUUUAACAAAACCGCUCUUGUCCCUGAUUCUGACCAGUCAUUCAAAAAAAAAAAAAAGAGUUUCUGCUCAAGGUGCACAGAUAGUGAAAUUGGCUACCAAUGCCACUGUUUUUAAAUUUUUUCUUUGUAUUUUUUUGUUUGUUUCUUAAAUGAGCUGAGAUUUUAUGCAAAUAAUUAAAAAGUUGCUGGCCCCUCUGUUGAAGGUACCCACAGAGACCUCACUGCAAACAUUUUCCUUCAUGUAUGAUCAUGAAAUUCAAUCAGUUUGUCCAGCAGGAGAAUUCCUUUAGAUAUAAGAAUAAGAUGCAACAGGAUAUAGGUAUCGUCUACUAACAUAACAGUGCAUGACACAUAAUUAGAGGUCAACCAAUAAUUGCUGUCAGAUCUGAUACCGGCACAAUUAUUCAGAGACAGUGAGACUGAUGAUUAAUAUGCAUUUACUGAAAAAAACUGAAAAAGCUUACUGUCAAAAUUGAAAAAUUGGAAUAUUACAGAUUUCUCUGGUCCUUCUCCAUUCCCAUCUUGUGUUUGUUUGUGCUGCCUUGUCAGUUUUCAGAGUGUAGCAUGGGGUAGACCUGCUGAACAGCUGGAGUUGCAAGACAGAGGAUUUCCCAAAUAAUGUACAGAAUCACUGUUUAUCUACAUCAAUAAUAACCCCCCCAAACCUUUGACUCCAGAUUCCAGACCUGGCUCUUCUCACUUUGGUGUUUUUUUGUUUUUUUUUUGAUAAAGUUAAGUGAAAUAGGAUCUGGUGUCAACGUGGAGUGUUUAUUUAAGUAAUCUCGAUGAAAAUCUCAAUCAACGAUAGGUGAUAUAACUGCUGCUGAGGUUGACGAUGUUUGAGACGAUUUAGCAUGCACAUGGGUGGGGGGGGGCUUGUAUGGAAUCAGAGGGAGAUGAUCAUUGGGAGGAUAAAUCCUCACAGGUGCAGGUUGAUACACUUUUUAUCAGUCUACCUGCAUGCAGAAAUCUCCCCCUGAAUCAUCUGAUCAGCAGGUAGAUCUCUAAAAGUCCUGCCCACCUCUAUGACCCCUCCCACCUCCACCUGCUCUCAGCUGAUCCUUCUGACACCACAGAACCUGCUCCAUCUGCUCAGAUAUAGAUUGUGUGUGUGUAAGUGUGUGUGUGUGAGGUAUAACUUCUGUCAGAAUCAGAUUUGUGUGUUUACAUAGAGGAGGUUCUGCGUCAUCAAGUGUGUGCGUGUGCAUGUGCAUACUCUAUUAGACAUCUUGUUUAUGUGUGUGUGUGACUCAUAAUCUGCAGCAUUAAAAUGACCAUCAAGCCUUUUCUCGGUCGGAUCUCCACUCUGUGAUGCUCGGUAUUGCCAUGGUAACUGUGGUGUGUGUGUGUUUGCGUGUCUGUGUGUGAGUUACAUCCAUUCAGCACAGAUGGAUCUGCAGAGUCACAUGUCAUCUCAGUGUGUCGGUGUGUGUCUGCCUCUGUGUCAUGUUGUUUCACAGUGUGUGUGUCAGUGAUGGAGGAUAAGUAAAAGGCUAAUAUAGUGUUUUUUAAAUAUGAUAUCAUUAAUUGAUUAUCAAUUGCCAGUCAUUGAUUGAUCGAUCUAUCUAGCAUAACUUAUGAUCAAUGUGUGUGAUGGACUGCUGUUGUUAGUGUGUGUUGCUGUGUUUGAUAGCGAUAUUAUUAGAUGAUGAUGUGUGUGUGUGUGAUAUGUGAGUGUGUGUAAAAUGCUGCAGGCUGCUGGGUGAAGUGAGUGUUUUAGAUGUGAUCUUGGCAGCCGGCUGAUCAGCUGACUCUGAGUGUGUGUGUCAUUGUGUAUAUUGAGCAAUGUGAAGCUUCUGUAACACACAGUUGAUCACAUUUUGAGGAAGUGUGUUUGUGUGCACAGAGGCUCUUCUGGUUGUGUGUGUGUGUGUGUGUGUAUUAUAGGUUGCAUUCUUCCUGCUGUGUUGUAAUCUCUUCGGUAGUACAAGUAGAGCGACACGCACUUGCACUACACAGCGUUAACACGCAUGUGACUGACGGCUGACUGUUUCUCAGGAGACUUGUAGUGAGAUGGGAGGGGCUCACACACACACACACACACACACACACACACACACACACACACACACACACACACACACACACACACACACACACACACACACACACACACAGUGCUGAUUAGACACACAGCAGAGUUUUCUAUGAGUGUUGAUGGUGCUCGUUAAACAGGAGGAGACAGUGAGCAAUCAAAGAGCUCAAAUCCUUCCAUUUUUAUGACCCUGUUAAAAAAACUUCAAUACAAGUCAAACCUGCCUGUUGUUCUUUUCGUUCAGAGCCGUUCAGUUGCUCUGACUGCUGACCCCUGGUCAGUCUGAUGCUUUUUGUCCUGCUUUUUUUUUGGCAGCUUACAGCGUUUGGCUUUUGUUCUUUUUGUGUGUGCUGUCCUGUUGUUGCAGUAUAACUCUUAAAGCUUUGUUCAUGGGGCUCCUUUUACAGAAAAUAAGGAAGGGCUGAUCUCUGAAUAUGUGCGAACCCGCCAUCGAUCAUGUUCCUGAGAUGUCUUGCACUCUGUGAACUCCUCCUGUUAUGGUUAAAGAUGGAGCUGUGUACUCAGGAAGAGCUCAGGCUGCGCAGGAUUAGAAAAAAAAGAUGAGAUACUACAUCCAUCUGCAAUUUUCUGCAAUAAGAAAAAGUCCAGAUAUCAAACUAUAUGAAUGCACCAUGUGUCUUUUUCAUUGAGUUUGACUGAAGACAUACUGUACUAACUAUGUGCUAUCCAUGAGCUUUAAUCAGCCCUUUGAUAGCAGCUCUGAACCACCAGAGAACAGAAGAGCAACCCUUUUUUUCAAAGCUUUUCAAAUACUGUUAGUUUUGUAUCAGGGUUGUGUUACUUACAUCAUCAGUAUCUUUGAGACAAUGCUUCCUUUUUUAGGCCAUCAGUGUCUCACACAGUACUGCACGCCGUAGUACAUGUGCUGCUGCUGAUGUAGCUUAGAAAAGUAAACACUUGAUGGUACAUCUGUAGUGUCAACAGUUUGCACAGCUUUGUUGUUUUGCAUGAUGUACUAAAACGUAGUUGUACUUUCAGGUGUCUCUAUGAUCUGACUUCAUAUGAACAUGUUGCAUUUUGCAUUUGCAACACACAGACCUUCAUACUGAUAACCACAGAGAACAGCGGUACCAUAACUGAGAAUGUGAAUUGAAAAGAUUUCAAUUGAAAAUUCCUGUGGAUUUCCUGUGUGAUUAUGAGAAGGCCUUUAUGAGUUUUCUGUGUCAACAUCCCUGUUGUUUUGGAUGGUUUUAUUAUCUAUACUGCUCAGAAGAGAUGAGGAAGCUAGUUGGGGCCUGCAAAUGUUUGCCAAUGGUAGAUACGGCGUCUGAUUGGUCAAUAGACUAUAAGUAAGAUGGCAGCCUUCCUUUGGCAUUGUCGGCUAACAACAGAAAUCCAACUAUUUCACUAAAAAUGUAACAAAACAUCAUAGGAGUUAGGAGUUUUAAAUGGGACAAUAUGUAUUAAUAAACAUUUACAUGUUAUAAUGGGAUUAUAGCUGCCGGUCUAACAAAGUGAGUGGAUUUUACAGGAAGUUUGUACAUUGUACAGUUCUAUUUUGAAAGCUAAUACUGUAAAAUAAACAAUAUUUUGUUGUAUAAGACAGUGUUUUUAAAUACUCUUGACUUCUGUUUGCUAUGAUUACUUCUUUGGUUGUUGUUCAUGCUGACUGCCUUUUGUUGUUUUGCAAGGCACAUGUGACCAUUUGGAGGGGUCAAUGAGGGAACUGUUAAGCACAAAGGCAGAUGGUCCUGAAAGCUCUGGUACAGUGAUGGAUCCAAGACAAUGGCUAGGUGAUCUCUCAGAAUAAGAAGUGUCUGAAACUGUCUGAAUGUCCUGCUGGUGCCUUGAAUAGACUUCAACACAGGUGUAAUGUGGGUACAGGUGUGUUGUAAAGGUAAAACAGAAGACUUGUAAGGUUGAAAGAUAAAGUCGGGUGUUUUUCAGCUGAGAAUCUGACUGAGAGGACCAAACUCAGAGUCAGACACAGAGCUGGGAAGAAACAGGUUUUUGUUCUGUUGCUAAAGAUGGCAAGUUGUGUGUAUGUUAGGUUGUGUGUGUGUGUGUGUCUGCUGAAAGUGUCAGAGGUGAUGUCAGGGGUCAGAGGUGAGUUCAGGGACAGCUCUGCAGAAUUUGAACUCUGAGGUUCCAGCUGACACUUGAAGGCAUUUCUGUGUUGUCAUGGAAGGAUUUUCACUCUGCAUACCUGAAAUACUCCCACAGGGAACUUCGGGUCACAUGACCAGAGAGGAGUGUGGUCAGAUACUUUUCUAAAAACAAAAUGCUUGAGCAGAAGUUCUUUUUCAGUUUUGCAUUGUUUGCAGCAACUUGAAAAGGGACUGUGUUCAAUCAAAAGACCCCCCCCCCCCAUAUGAGUCUUAAACAUUAACAGUCUUUUCUUGGUUCCUUACAUCCCCUGUUUCAUCUGCUUGUGUACAGACUCUGGCUUACUUACCUGAAAAAAAUCACUUGUGAAUAUCUUGAAACGAGUGGGUUUUAAGUUUGAUAAAAUAACAUCUUUGUGUAGGUUUCAGGAGAGUCUCAGACUACGUUUACACGUGCCCAGUUAUUUUCAUAAACAGACAUUUCACCCUCUACGUUUACAAAAAAAACUGUGCAAACCACUAUGUUUUCAGAAAAGUUUUCAUUUACACUAACCCGUGUAUAUAUGCUGUCAACAGCAUAUCAAAUAUGUGUGUGGCAGUGUAGCAAGAAGCUCUAGCCCAUGUUAGCCAAUCAGAAUCAGCAGCAUAGCAGCAGCAACAACAACAACAACAACAUGCUUUCCUUCUUUCCUGUGUACAAUCUGCCAUCAAAUAGCCAAAUCUCAUUUUACCUCAGUUUUUCUCUGUUUACAUGCGCACGUGCAAGUGGAGUUUGCCAAAAUCUCCACUCUGGCCGGAGUUUUUAAAUAGCAUUGAAUAAGUCACACUGCAGCUUUACUCUGGCGUACUCAGCUCUAUGAACCUGAAAAACAAAGAUUGUCUUUUGAUUUUCAUGAUAAAUAUCAGAGUUUGUUUUAACAAUACUUUGUAAAUGCAGACUUUUGCUGAGUCUCAGUUUUACUGUAAAAAGUGAGUAACACAGAGCCGUUACUCUGGUUUACUUUGGAAGUAUGAUUUUGAAAAAUUAACUGCUUUUCUUGUGAUUUUUCUUUAAAUUAUAAUGUUUGUUGAAUGGAGGUUAGAUCCAUCAUUAUUUUAAAGGCCUUAGUGACAGGUUUGUCUUUGAUGUUGAACCUUGUAGAGGUUGAGGACGUGCUUUACCCUCUCUCUUUGUUAUAAACAUGGAGAAGUAGCAUCAGGAGCUGCUCCAGAACAGACGCAUGGAACCCUUUUCUCCAGUCAGGUGUGUUGAAUGAGUGAGCUGCAGGCUUGUGCGGACUUUUGUUCUGUUUUGUUGUACAGUUAGAGCUCCCCCCAAGAUAAACAAAGUGAAGCCGCACCCUCCUCUUCCUCCCACCGUGUGUCCCUUUGUGUGUGUGUGUGCGUGCGCAUGUUUUUGUGUGAAUCAGAGUCAUUUUUCAGUCUGGACUCUGAGGUUGUCUCUGAUUUAAAACCAGAGCAGGUUUGUGUCAUGGAAACAACCUGAAGCUGCCAGAGACUACACAUCACAUCACAUCUCACACACACACACACACACACACACACACACACACACACACACACACACACACACACACACACACACACACACACACACACACACACACACACACACACACCCCUGAACAUCAGGCCUGUUGUUCUUCCAGAUUGUUCUCCGUCAGUUUUAGUCUAAAAGCUGAACUGUUUGAACUGUUCGUACUUGCUGUGAAUACAAAGCUCCCUCCUCUUCCUGCUCCUCCUCCUCCUUCUCGUCCUCCUUGUCCAAAUGAACGGAUGACUCACCUCCUACUGUUUCCUGUCACCUGUGUUCAGGUGUUCACGGGCUGGGCUCUGACAUGCACACACAUGUCUGCAGUCACACUUGCUCUCCAUCACCAACUGUCACACUGCUGUUCACUCUGUUAUUCUCACAUUGUGUAAUGCAACAUGAAUGUCACCACAUUUUAUACCUCAAUGCUGCGAAGAACAGGUAGUUUGAUCUCAUUUUGAAUCCACUCUUCCUUUUCCCGGAUUAGGUAAUUUUGAUUUGUUCUUAAAUUCCCAGAAAGAGGCUGGGAAUUGUUUGUGUUUCACACGAUGGCUUCCUUAAACUGCCAAAAAUCUUCUGUUUGGUAUUCAAGAAGUGAAACUGUAGGAUUCACUGAUUUUCACUUCAUUAUUCACAAACUGCAAUCAGAGAAAUUGUUUCUUUUUUUUUUUUUUUGCUUAAAAAGGAUAUGAAAUAGUUCUGAUUGUUUUAAGAGGAAAUACAUUUGUUCGUUGACAACUUAUUGAUAAUUUGUUGCAGCUCUGCCUCACAGUAUUCAGGGAUAUAGUUAUGAGUCAUAUUCAGACAAAAGUCGAGCAGAGAAAAAUCACUGUCUGUCAAACUUCAGAACACCUUUUAUUAAAGCAAAAGCACCCAAAGUCUGUUACUCAGACUUAAACCAGAAGCUAAAAAACAAACAAACUAAAGAACUUAAAACGAAAAAUGAAACAAAAAGUAGAAGUAAAUGUUUAUGCACACUGAUAGGAAUUAAAUAUGAGUGAUAUAAAAAGUAAUCAAAAUAAGAUGAAAAAAACAUUUAAAACAGUAAAAUGUAAAUAGCUAAAAUCUGGUGGACACAUUAGUUUUUGAGUGGAUGAAUACCAAUCAUGAGAGAGCAGGUUGAAUGAUGGUUGAUAUAUAUUUGCUGAUAUCACACUGUUUUUCUUUAUCUUUUUUUGGUUUGUUUUUAGUUAAAAAGUUUAGCUCGGGCUUGAUGGUUCCUGCAGGAAGAAUCUUGAAAUUUGCUGGAAUGUGGGUAUGAUUUAAUUUCAUGAUAACCAACAUUUCUGAUUUUGAAUCCAUUAAAAAAAAAUCUCCAUCUGUCAUCAAUAGUAUAGAUCAGUGGUUCUCAAGUCCAGUCCUCGAGGUCCACUGUCCUGCAUGUUUUGGAUGUUUCCCUGCUCCAACACACCUGAUUCAAAUGAUUAGCUCGUUAUCAAGAUCUGUAAUGGCUUAAUAACGAGCUGAUCAUUUGAAUCAGGUGUGUCGGAGCAGGGAAACAUCCAAAACAUGCAGGACUGUGGGCCUCGAGAACCACGGGUAUAGACCAUCUCCUGUUUCUCUCACCCCUGGUGUCUGAUGAGCUGCAGUGCUUAAUAAACACUGAGUAGAGAGAGGGAGAGGUUUUCCAGUACAUCCCACCUGUUAAAGCUGUACAAUAUGAUCUCUCUUGUACUGCUGUUUCAAUUAACACCUUUUGUGGUAAUGCAGUAUUUCAGGAAAAUUUCUAAAUAUGCAUUCUGUUAUCAAAGCAUCUUUAUAAAACAUCCUCCUGUUGAAAAAGGUUUGAAAAAGCAGACAUAGAGAAGAUAAACUGGUGAGAGACAUGUCGCUGUGUGUGCACAGAGGAAACCUGCAGGUGUAGUGUGUGUGUGUGUGUGUGUGUGUGUGUGUGUGUGUGUGUGUGUGUGUGUGUGUGUGUGUGUGUGUGUGUGUGUGUGUGUGUGUGUGUGUGUGUGUGUGUGUGUGUUUGGAGGGUGGAGGGGGGUGGUGACAGACAGAGAAAAAUUCGAUGAGAACAUUAGAGUCGUUUUUUAGUAUUCAUAAAUAGGUUUGAGGAGAAGGCUUAAAGAGCCCCCUUCAAAAUAACAAUAGAUGAAUGACAUAAACUAAUUCAACAAUAGACAGAGUCGUGUUUUUGAUACCGUGAACUACUCCUUUAAUGCUUCAGAGACGCAGGACAUGUUCUGAUCAACAUCACUAUUAACAGCAGUGUUUGUGUGUGUGACAGUGUGAAUGUGAACAUGACACGAUCUGCGAGUGUUUCUGUGACUUCCUCUUGUCUCAGAGCCUGAUGAAGGGGACAGUCUUGGAAUGAUCUGGAAGAGAAUGGAGGGAGAGUCUGUGUUUCCUAUUUAUAGUCAAUAUGUGAGACUCAUCCUGUCUGUACUCGUCCUCUUUUCUGUGUGUGUGUGUGUGUGUGUGUGUGUGUGUGUGUGCGUGCGUGUGUGUGCAGCCCCGGGACAUGCUGCUCUGUGGGAGGGGGGAUCGGAAGGGGUGUGAGGGGCUCCUUCAGGGGGAAAGUAGAGAGGGGGAGGCGGGUGGGGGAUGGGGGAUAGAGGAGAUACAGCUGUUUCUCAGCUGCCCCCCCCCCGUCCUCUGAAACAGUGAGUUCACAGUGAGUCUGUUGUUCGGUCUGAAUCGACGAUGUUUCUCAGCUGCUGUCCCAUUAGGAAGAGCAUCAGAUCUGUUUACAGCUGUUUCUGCGUCUCUGACAUGAUGGUACACAGCUACUCUCUCUGUCUGCAUCCACUCUUGUGUGUUUGUAGAUGGGUGUCAUGUUUUAGUCCCCAUGUGACCCUUGACCCAGUGACCUCCUUGAGCUCUGUGUGGAAUGGAUGUAUGUGGGUGUAGUUCAUGUGUUCAGAAGAAAGUUUGGAUGUACUUUCCUAUCUCUUUCCCUUCGCUGAAUGUAAGAUGACUAACUCACUCUUCUCCUCUCGCUCCUUUCACCCAUGAACUCUUGAUAUUUCCAGAAAAUUUCAGGUCUUUUCAGGCCCUCAGUUUUUAGAAACUUGCCUUUAACACAUGCACCUCACAGCAGGAGAUUUUCUCGUGCUCUCCCAGCUCCAUUUGCUUUGGGUGAAGGAGGGGCGGCUCGGUAACUCACACAGGAGAAUGAGGAGUGUUAUGUGUACCAUUUCAGGGUAAAGUCAUUUUCUCACCAGCCUCCUGGUGAAACUUCAGCAACACUUUUGUAUGAGCAAAUGUAAUGGUGUGUCCCAAAUCGCAUACUUCCGUACUAAAUACGUAGAUUUUUCAAAUUGAGUAUUCUAAGCAUACUAUGUACUCAAUCGCCCAGUGCUUGAGUUUCAAGGGUGCAGUGUUGUUCCAAAUCGCUUACUGCCACGCGGCGCACUCACUGAAAAUGACAACGCAAUUUCUUCUUCUACGCCAAUUGGUCACCAGCUAGCUCUGCAUCAGCUAAUUACCGCCACCUUUUGCCUGCGCUCGUUCAUCCACUUUUGAGGUAAAAUCAGCAACGAAAUCAAUGUUCAUCGCUCAUUUUUACGCCACGGAUAACACUUCGGAACCUGGCGGCUACUAGCUAACUAGCUAACGAGCUAACUAGCAUUUGCGAUAACAUUUGCAAAUCGCAUACUUCCGUACUAAAUACUUAGAUUUUUCAAAUUGAGUAUUCUAAGCAUACUAUGUACUCAAUCGCCCAGUGCUUGAGUUUCAAGGGUGCAGUGUUGUUCCAAAUCGCUUACUGCCACGCGGCGCACUCACUGAAAAUGACAACGCAAUUUCUUCUUCUACGCCAAUUGGUCACCAGCUAGCUCUGCAUCAGCUAAUUACCGCCACCUUUUGCCUGCGCUCGUUCAUCCACUUUUGAGGUAAAAUCAGCAACGAAAUCAACGUUCAUCGCUCAUUUUUACGCCACGGAUAACACUUCGGAACCUGGCGGCUACUAGCUAACUAGCUAACGAGCUAACUAGCAUUUGCGAUAACAUUUGCGGUAAAAGACAAACAGGUUACCCAGGUUGCUGGCGGUGCUUGGUGGAAAGAACAUGUAUAAAAGGCAACUUAUUACUAGUGAUGCACGAUAUGAAAAAUUUCAACAGAUACCGAUAACCGAUAAUUUUCUUCUUCUCAUGGCCGAUACCGAUAACCGAUAAAUUCAUAUUUUUACAUUUAUUAUAAUCUUCAUAUAAUCAGCAGUUUGUGCAGGAUGCAGCGAUUGAAAACUGAUGUUUUUGUUGCUCUGGCCUAUCUAGAACAACAAACAAAAGUUUUUGGCUCUUCAAAUGUGGUCAUUUGCUAUAAAUAACAAUAACAGAGCAAAAAGCAGAACUUCAUUUGAUCCCCUGAACUGUUCAACAGAACUGUAAACUGUAAAGGAGCUAUUAUGAGACGUUAGGCUUAGCAUGCUGACUGGACUAACAUCUGACGUCCAUAUGUCUGUGGUAAAACUCACGUGUAGUCCGUUCUUGUCGAUCAGGUUGUGAAUGUAUGUGGCGACAAUAUCAUAGAGUGCAGGAAGAGACACAUCCGAGAAGAAGCGGCGGCUUGGGAGAGUGUAACGUGGCUCCAAGUGUGCUAUUAACUUACGAAAACCCGGGUUCUCAACGACGGAAAAAGGCUGGUCGUCGAUCGCUAUGAACUCCAUCACUUUGUCGUUAAUGGCUUUAGCCUUUUCGCUGUCUCUUGAAAAGCUUUUGCAGUUUUUAAACGCCCGCUGAAUGGGGACAUCGAUCCUCCGUAGUGUUGUUGUCUUAGCUUUAGUACCACUAGCAGCUUCGGCGGCUGUCUCAUAAUCUUUUACUACCGCUUCGCCGCGAUGGCGACUUUUCAGAUGAGCUAUCAGAUUCGUUGUGUUAAAACUUGACGUCUUCUUUCCUCCUCUCGGAAUCCUCGCUGAACAGGUUUUGCAUAUAGCAUUGCUGUUGUCAUCUUCUGCCACUGAGAGAAACGACCAUGCUGGUGAGGACAUUUUAUUAUCUGUCAGGUAGUGACAGGGUCAGGCUUGGGACCUGCGAGUAAGGCGCGAUAGAUGACGUAACCAGCGCGUCUCGGACGGGCGGCUACUCCGCCUGCAAACGUUACUCGUAAUUUCAUUAAUAUAUCAGAUCUUUCUAUCGGAAAGAUGCACCUAUCGGACCGAUAAAAAAUGACGUAAUUUCUCCCCAAAUCGGCCGAUAUUUUAUCGGUCCGAUAAAUAUCGUGCAUCCCUACUUAUUACGUACAUCUGUACAAAGCUUCCAGGUCGACCAUCGCCGACCCACUGGCACCACAGCCGUCCACUGCCAUUCUAACUGAUGAGAUGAGUGCGGCGAGUGUCCACAGUCGGAUACUCAAAAUCCUUGACCGAUUUAAGUGCGUCAUCCGGGUACUUUUGCCCACUCAAUUUUCACUGACCAUCCAUACUUUUUUCCGUUGAGUAUACUCAAAAUUUUAAGUAUUUAGUACUGGAAGUAUGCGAUUUGGGACACAUCAUAAGAGUGCAGCAGGCACAAGAAGCUGUAGGCACAUGGAAAUCUCUUUUCCUUGUCCUUCCCUUCCAGCAUAACAUAUCACACAGCCGCCACAGUCUUCAUCCAAGUUAUCAAGCUGCUUUGUACUCUUUUCUUUUUUACUGAUGCCAUCAAUUAGUUUGUUUACUUGUGCAUCGACAAAAAAGCAGAAGCCGCGAGAGUCUGCUUCACUUGCCAUCUUGGAUAGCUUGUAAACAUUAAACAGCGACCAUUGCAGUGCUUUUUUUGUUUUACUUUUUGGAAGUUUUCAGGAAUCUAAAUGUGAAAGGGCUGAAGACUUCUUCCAGAGUGCUGCCAGGAAAAAAGUGCAGAUGAAGUCAAUAAAAAAUUGUGUCGUCGCUCUUACAGCUCACCAGGAUGAAGUCAGGAAAGUUAUGGAGUUGUUUGCAUGUCUGAAAGGAGCUAGAGUGUCUUCCUCUGGUUCCGCUCGUACCCCCUCCCUUCCAGCACUCCUCUCUUUGUGUUUUGGGUUGUAGUCUAAGGUUUAUCGGUCCCUGGGGGCCGGGCAGGGCCGUGUUAGAGGAAGUCAUGCGUGCAGACAGUGUGUGUGAGAGCCUGUGUUCAGCUGUUAUCUCAGUGCUGCUCAGUUAAACAGGUUCAAAGUGAUCAGAGUUCUGGAUCCAGACUAAUCUUACGGGUAAACACUCAAAGUUCAACAGAGACUCAGAGCUUUGUUCUCUGUGCGACUGAACACAGUGUCCAGAUAUGAGACAGUUAGACCGAGUGUGUGCAGAUAGAAAACAGUCGGACUGUUGUAAGACAGAGGACGAGAGGCGAACAGCAGUCAGCCUGCAGUGGGUUAGUGUUACAGAUACGUCACAUUCAGCUGCUGCAGAGAUGUUUAUGUGUCUGAUCAGAGGACAGCAUGAGGAUAGAGUGGCUUUUAGGAUAAACUCUUUUAGAUAACACAGACUGGAGGAAUUUACAGCAGACCCUGCAGGAUGAAGAGAACUCUCUAAUCUCACACUGACUCAUCAAACUGGUGAUUAAAACAGUCCAGAGAGAGGAGAGUUUAUUUUUAUGGCACAUUUCAUAGCUGCAGUCUGCUCUUCUACUGCCAUGCUUUCAUAGCAGAGGUUUGAUCUCCAUAGCAACAGUCUGCUCUUUAUAGCAAGGGUCUGCUAUAAAAGAUAACAGACCUUUGAAUGCAGGAAUAAAGCAAUAAGAAUGUAUGCAAUAACACCAUGUUUGUAACUUGACUACUACAAGACUGAAACAUAUCUGCUUUGCAAUUUUGAAACAGGACUUCAACAUGUUGAACAUGUCUAUGAAUAGAGUGUGUAGUUUUCUUUUUUUGACUAAUUUGGCUGUUAAUAUUCCCGAACUCCAGCUAUACAGAUAAACACACGUGUGCUGAAUAACCAUAUGUGCUUAUAGUAACCUUCAUUUACCAGCAAUAAGCACCAAAGCACUCAUGCUAUUAUAGAUUAAUACUUAGUUUUGUUUUGCUUCAGUUAACUUGAUAAUUAUGAUUGUAGACUGUGAGGAUUUGUCAAGGCCAGGCUGCUACUCUGAGAGGGAGAGAGUGAAGAAGACGGCUCUGCUAAUAUAAUUAUUUACCAGAGUUUCCAGACAUGUAGGGUCAUUGAGCUGGAUCGUUAUCAUGCAUAGGUUAUACCCAUGGGGUGAAAGAGAAAAGGCACAGUUUUUGUUGUUUUAACAUUAAUUUCCAUCAGUAAAGCCAGUACACACAGCAGAGUCCUCCUUGUCCCUCCUGUGACUUACUUUGAUGUAAAUUCCUCCAGACUUCAUCCUGAUCAACAUGUGGUAGACUAGGAGAGCAAGGGUAUGGUUCUCAGUUCAGUUCAUUUUCUAAACAGUAAGAGAAACAAACUCCUUUAGGAGUUUGCAAAGAUCAUGGUACAUCUUUGAAUGUGUUUUUGGUGUGCUAAAGUGUAGACAGAGGAUUUCAGGAGCUACUUGUUCACCUGUACUUCAAGGAGUGAAACCUGUCUGAUAUUCAGACCAUUAUGGUUGCUGUUGCUGUCACUGUUUUCAACCAAACAUAUUGGCUGUUGAUACCUUUAUCUGCUAGAUUAAUGCAGGUGAAAACCCAAAAAGUUGGUAGAUAUCUAACGCAAAAGCUUUUCCAUAUCGUAGGGUGACAGUUUAGACGUGAAGUCUUUAAUCUCAUUCUGUCCUCUGUAGACAAAGGACUGUGUGUGUGUGUGUGUGUGUGUGUGUGUGUGUGUGUGUGUGUGUGUGUGUGUGUACACUGGUUAAAUAGUAGUUUGUCAGGUUUCAGCUUGUUGUGUCUCACUCUGAAGCCCUCAGGGUCCAACUGGUACUAGAAUUAAACCUGCUAAAACACACUCAAACACACACACACACACACACACACACACACACACACACACACACACACACACACACACACACACACACACACACACACACACUUUGCAGUUUUCAAAACAACAACAUAUAAAAAGUUGAUUCAUUUCAGAUAGAGAUACCUUUUUAUCUUUGUUUUGUAAUGGUUCAAGUAGCUCAUUAAUAACUGGGGAUGUUACAGUCAGAGAUGCGUGACAUUGGAUUUUGAAAGAUAUCUGAUAUGCCGAUAUUUUCAAACUCAUACUGGACUGUACUGAUAUCAACACCAAUAGAUAUACACACCUUUGUAAAGUGUUUUCCCUGUAGGAGUUUGCCCGUUACUCUUACUGUGACAGUUUAUCUGAUUUAAAAGUAGACAUAAAACAAGAGAAAACAACAUUUUCAGAUAACUUAUUUCAUUCUAAGGGGCAGUGGUUUGACAGAACUACUCUUUGGACUUAACUUGGCCCCCCUUGAGAAGGCAAACAUCAUCAACACCAGAGGUAGAUUGCUUCAGGCUGCUCACUGAGAAGCAGAAGAAAAACUAACACCAAUGAUUGACAUUACAGGCCAUUUUCUGCUUAUACUGAUACUGUGCCAAUAAUAUUGUUUAUAUCACUAGCUAGAGUGUUGUCAGUGUCACUAUAUCCCAAGACCGAAAGUGUCUCGAUACUGUAGCGGACCUGGAGAGGAAGAGGUAGAGUAUUAGGAACAGGAACUCACUCCUCAUUCACCGGUCUUUUUGCCCUCUGCUCAUUCAGUGCAGUUGAACUUUGACCCUUCAUUGCUCCUCCUCUGUACCUUUUACAUAGACAGUGAGGAGCAGCAGAAGAGUGUCAGUCCUACCCAGGUCAGGCCGUGUGGAGGGGGCUGUGAUGUCAUGUAUAUGAGUCUGGACGUGGAGGUUUUGUCCUGCACUGGUCUUGCUUGUUGUGUCCUCAGAGACUCAUAGAGGAACACAUACAGAUGGUAUCAGCUUCCUGUGUUGCUCUGUAGUGUUUCCUGCUCUUAAUGGUCUGUGCAAAAGGAGCAACUCGGACAGCUGAUCUGCUGCAGCAGCAGGAAUCCUGCGACACCCACACCCACUCAAGAUCUGUCACCCUGCUCCGUCACCUCGUGUCUGCAGCUGAGUUGAACUGAGGGCAUUUUCAGACCGAGUUCAGGACACUCACUGUGAGGGAAUAAAAAAGUGAAUAUUUGAUUAUGUCACAGUGCCUGCUCUUUGGCUCACAGUGGAAAUAGCUCUUUUUGUGUUUUCUCUGCUUCUUUCAGAAUUACUAACAACACACAGCCUCACAAAUAAUCAUGCAGUUGUUUGAGUUUGUGCAGCAUCUGCAAAACACAUACUCACUAUGUGUGACUUUAAUGAAGUAAUCAGACAUCUCUGCUGCAGUUGGUGGAAUUAAAUAUUUCACCCUGACUUUACCUCAACCUCUUCCCCUAAGUAAAGAAAAAUCCCCAAAAAGUAACAGGCAAUAGAGUGGCCUUGGUGAUGAAGUUUAUAACCUAUUACUUGUACACAAGCAGUACAAUCUUUGCGCUCAUAAUGCUUGCUUCUUUUCUGACUUGUACGUAGGGCUGUUGCAGUGCAGAAAUGUCCUCCAUGGUGAUUGAGGGUGGUUGCGUUAUGCGGAGUUAUUGCAUUGGUCUGUUUGUCUAUAGGUGUUAAUUUUUAGUAACUGUUAACAUGGACAUAUGUCUAAAAAUGAUUAACCAAAAGUCUUUACUUCUGUUUUAGUUUUUUCCAGUGUUAUUAUUUCCAUGCUAACCUACCUCACUACACUGCAGUACAGCAGCACUGUGACAGUAGUCAGCAUCUACACUUAGGUGGAGAGUAUGUGUUGGUCACCAAGGACUCGUUUCUAAAAAUGGACCUCCAAGAGCUGUAAUGUUGCAGUAAAAGGUUGUUUUUAUGCAGAGCUUAAUCAUCUGAAUCAAUGAAUUCUCAUCACUAGCAGCAUUUAUGCUGAAAGGAGACUAAUUGUCUCCAAACCUUGUCCUCAGGGACUGCUUUGGUGAAAUUGUACAGCCUUUGUAGAUUUAUGGAUGUAAUAUGUUUGUAUUUAAUCUUUUAACGUUAAAUUUAACCUCCAUUCGUUUGUUUCCACUGAAACUCGUUUUCUGAAGCACAGAUGGAGAGAAAAUUUACCCAUCUCUUCACCCAGAUACUGUGUGACAGUGUCUGUGAGAUGUCACUUUAUUGUGUUCGGCAGCCUUCAUUUUUGUGGUUAUCAUGACCGUCUUAUUUGUAUGUUCUUUUUCACUCAUUCAUUGAUACUUUUUUUUAGUUUUUUCACAUUGUAACAAAAGCAAAAAGUGGCAUCAUGCAGUGUUUUUCCACCAAAUGGCUCAGUUUUGUUUUCUAGAGUUUGGUGCUUAAUCUUGCUGGCACUUUCACAGCCAACUGCAUCCCUGGCACUACAUGACAGAAGCGUGCUGGCCAUACGACGGCUCCAUAACACCUCAAGUCUUAGUCUUGCUUGCAGUUAUUAAGUCGAGGUCUGUGUUGGCUCUGUUUUAACUAUAUCUAUGUCAAAGCAUGAAAAUUAAACCAUGAAAAAUGCAGCGGUCCUCUUUUCUUUGCUGUGGAGAUACUCUCUUCAGUUUCACACAGUGCUUUUAUUUUGGAUGGGACAAAUGUUCAUGUAGUUCAUAUCAAUGAAGAAAUCCACAUUAUAUUUACAUAUUGAAAUAAGACAUGUGGACAUGUGCUGAACAGUGAAGCUGCUGCUGAUUCAGAGAACUGUUGAUUUCAGAUCUAUAAAAGUGUGUGUGUCUGCAGAAAUCCUCCCCCUCUUCCCUCCCUGACUGACUGAUCCUCCUGUUCACUGUACUCUGAGCUCAUUUACAGACAGAAAUACAUAUUCAUAACCUGAUGGCUCCCAGAGCGAGUGAGAGUGUGUCUGUGUGUGUGUGUGUUGUCACUCCAUACCAGGCCGCGCACCAUCCUCUGUCCUCUCUGAACACCACCAGCAUGCUAAGUGAUGCUUUCAACCAGCACUCUGUCCCCGCAGGGCCACCGUCCUCUGUGUGAUCAGAGACGACAGCGAGCAUUGACCUGCUGUGACACAUGCUGUGUGUGUCUACAUGUGUGCGAGUGCAGGUUAUCAGAGAGAGUGUGUGAUCAAUCCUGCCCCUCUUAGAUAAGGAUCAAUAACUCCACACACACACGCACACACACGCGCACACACCAGCUGGAGCUCAGAGAAAAGUGAGAACUGUGAUUCAGAUAUCAACUAAAAAGCUCAGACACCAACAAGGGGGACAGGAGGCUUUUAUUCUGAAAUGAUGGAACUGUAAAGAUGUGAUUGUUGGUGUUCAGGCAGGUUUAGGGCCUGUGUCCACUACAGUGUUUGUUCUGCAUAAAACCAGUGCAGAAUAAGAUUACUCAGAGUGCAAAAUGGCCCCACAGUGUCAGUGUUGUUUUUCGUUGCCGUGCUCUGAGCUGGAAAUAGGUCACCUUUUGGUAAAGGGUUGUCAAGAUACCAGGAAUCAAUAUGCAGAAUUAUACCAGCUAAAAUAUUUGGUAUGAAAGAACUGAUUGAUCUAUUGGCAGAGGCUGAUGGCACCAUCAUGUUUUUCUAAAAGAUAACGCGUGUUUCAUCCUGAAUUACUGCAUCUUAAAUCUUGAACAGUUACUGGCUACUGUUAAAUAUCACCUCUGUAAUCGUGUACAGAAUAACGCCGUUGAAUUUUGCUCCUGACAUGAAUAUCAGUCAUGUAAAAUGUACUGAAAUCUGCAGAAAAACCACAUGUACUUGUCUUUGCAUGGAUGAAUUUAAAUCAAUCUCAACAUGUUACUGACUGAGAUUACCAUCGAUAUGGGAUGUAAUGAACAUUGAUUUUAUUGAAACCAUUUAGCUUUCGGCUAGAUGGAAGUGUUUUGAAGUGUUGUUCACUGAUGGAAGAAUCAAAUGUCCUGUCUGAUACUGGUUCUAAGGAGGAAUAAAUGAAUAGCAGGGAUGCAUGAUACUGUAUUUUUGCAAAAAUCUAAUAUGCUGUUUUUAAUUCAUAUUCAUUUUAGCUACCCUCCUUUAUUUCACUGUAAAGGACACAAGUUUCCCCUGUAAUAGAAUUACCUUUUUGUAACAAUGUUUGUUUUUGAACCAGACAUAAAACAGAAGAAACUAGAUUUGAUUGGACCAUAAAUGAUGAAUGUUUUCUUCUCCAGCUCUAGACUUUCAGUAAUGUGUCCACUGUCUGUUUCUAACACUUGAAAAUACUUAGGCACAGCCAACAAGUGCAAGCUGUCAUCACCUGCACAUAACUGAAGCAUCGACUUUUUGCCUGAUAAUUAAAUCAGUCCAAAAAUGUCAUAUCUGCUGAUAGGCAUGUGUGUGUGUGUUCAGGAACUUGGCAUUCACACAUGCAACUCACAGUGAGAAAUUUUCUCGGUCAGAUUCUCUCUCUGUCAGAGGUGGCUGCAAGAGUGUGCAGGAGGAGUGUUGAGCAGUGUCUGCUGUUUCUAUGGUGUGAAUGUGUAUAAGGAUGUUUUCUCGAUACAGAUACAUCAGUGUACAACAUAAGUCAGAUGACUGCGAUGAGCUGUAAAGAGUGAAUAAACGAAAAAGACCGCUCAAGUCGAACAGCGUCAUCACUUGUCUGCUCACCCCCUGUAAAUGUCCAGACUGUUACCUGCCACAAACACAUCCACUCACCUCCACUUCACUCAGGCUUUCACAGAGAGCAGUGGGGGCCAAAGUCUGGAUGAAUGCACUGCAGUAAACGUGCACACUUGCAGCCCACCUGGAUGGUGCGCAGGUGUUUUCAGAGCUGCAGUGUCCCCGUUUGAGUGUCUGUGUGGAGAUGAAGAGGAGGAUCCAGCUCCCUCUGCUCACUGACACACUAACCUACUUUAUCCCUGCAGCACGUUCCCCUGAAACAUCACAGUUGCUGAGCUAACAGAGUGUGUGCAGAGCAUGUUUAAUACAUGAGACUGCUUCUGCUGAACGCUGCACUAACACUACACAAAAGUUUGUGUAAGUGCGUGUACGUGUGUGUAAGCGUGUGUGUUUUUUUAUUUAGUGCGGACAGACUUCAGGAGUUGAGAUGAAGGCUGCAGUCUCUGCUGCAGUGAGUCUUUGUUUCAGCUACACCGUCACAGGCUGCACUGUUCCUGAACUCACCUGAGCUGCAGGAGUCCACUCCUCCUCACACAUCCCUACUUCUAAUUAUAUCUCCUAACACUGUCCCGUACCUCCUCAAACCCCCUCACAUCUCUUCACAGCUCCUCACAUUUCCUUACUCCCUCCUCUAACACUCUUGUUAGGACCUCCCUAUUUCUCCUCAUGCAUUGCACCUGAUCAUAUCCCCUCAUGUCUCCUUGAUCCUUCUUUUGUUUUCCUAGCUCUCAAUCACAAUUUUUGUCUCCUUUCCUAUUUCUCUUUCUCCCUCCUUAUGCCUCCUUAAACUUAACUACACAUUCUUAUGUCUCCUUGCGCCCCUUAUUGUCUUCUUACACCUCUCUAUGCAUUUUUCCAUAUCCUUGCACCUCCUUCUCCCUCUUACACCCCCUAAAUUCCUCCUUUUACUUUCUGAUGUCUCCCUAGGCCUUCCUAUACCUCCUUAUGUCUCCUCCCCCCUAAUUACAUCUUUUUAUGUCCCUUUACAAUAAACCACUUCUUUUCAUGUCCACUCACUCGAAUACAUUUAACCUCCCCUUGUUUAUCACCCCCUCUAAUGUUUGCUCCUUACACCAGGCUAUGUCUCUCCUCACCUCCUCAUGUCUCCUUCCAUCUCAAUGUGCCUACUUUCACCUCCUCAUACCUCAUUGUUUAUGUCUCCUUACACUUCCUAAUUUCUGCUUAUACCUCCUUAUGUCUCCUCACAACUAUUCUCACCUCCUUAUGUCUCUAUACGCAGAACACCUUCGCGUCUCUUAGCACCUGGUCAUUAAUGUCUCAUAUCCUCUUGUCUCCUUCCACACAAUUUCACUUUCUCUAUUUUCCUAAUUCCUAAUUACAACCCGUCGUAUCUCUUUACUAAUUAUAACACCUCCUAUGUCUCCUUACACUUCCACAUGUCCCCUAUCACCUAAUUAAAUCUCACAUCUCCUUCACCCCCCCUCCCUUACACGACCUCGAAUCUCUUUUCACCUUCUAACACCUCCUCACUACUCCUCACAUUCCCUCAUGUCUCCUACAUUUCAUAUACCUCCCUGCACCUUCUUGGGCCCUUUUACACACCUCCUUAUACCUCUUUUUGUCCCCUUACACCUAAACGCACUCCUCAUGCCCCCUUGCACCUCCUCAACCUUGACACAACCUUGACCUCCUCAUUUUCUUCCCACCAACCACUGAUUUCCCUUCGCCUCCUUUAUAGCUCCUAAUACCUUCAUACAUCUCCUCAUGCCUUCACAAGCCUCCUCACAGCUCUAUUUUCCACCACACACCUUCACAUUCUACCUCCAAAUAUCUCCUUCUGUUCACCUCAGCAGCAUAAGGAGGCUGUGUGUGUGUGUGUGUGUGUGUGUGUGUGUGUGUGUGUUGAGGGUAGUGUGUAUUUGUCAGUAACAUGGUGUGCUGUAGCUGCAGGUGUAAAUACUCGGGCGUAAACAGGUCCAAGAUCAGCAGUGACAGAACACAGCUAGGAGGGUUUACAGAGAUCAGGGUGCAGACACAAACACACACGCACUCACAAAUGCGCACGCACACACACAUACACGCACACAAACACACUAAACAUGUGAGGUUGCCUCUAAACCAACAGCUAACUGCUCCUCACAACAUCUGCUGAAGAGAGGCUGUGACGUUUUCUCCUCUGUGUCAAACAGUUUGAAAACACAUCUUAAAGCUCUAGCUGCAUUAUUGUGAACUGUGUUCAUUGUGCACUCCAAAGCUCACUAUCGUUUAAAAACUUUAGUCUGAAUUUUGAUAAGAUGGGAUUUCUGACAGAGUCAAGCAUGUGUCUGCGGGGUUAUUGUUUACAGUGACUGCUUAAAUCUCUUCAAACCUCCACUUGAUGAAAAAAUUCUGCCCCCAAACAGCAUCUUUAUUCUGAGUUAGGAGCAGUGAGACACCUGCUGGUGGAUGUCAGUCAUUACAGGUCUUGUUAGAGGGGAAAACCAAUACUGUAAUAUUUCAAAUAGAAAACAACCCUGAUGCAAGAUAACUCCUGUUUUCAGGAUAGUAGGAAAACACUGUACCAGAGCCCUUAAAAUAUAUCAGAUUUCUAGAGUCAGUUUACUUUUUGGAUAUUUUGUCUCACACUCUGAAGAUUCAAACCUUCUCUCUCUCUCUUUCUUUCUUUUUUGUCCAGACAGCUGAAGGCUUCACACACAGACAGGACGUGAUAGAAUCAGACCGACUUCAUGCUUAUCAUCAUGUACAUCUGACACACACACACCUGGUGAGUACAGACUCUGACCUGGAAGUGGUGUGUCUGAAUUCUCACUGAUCAGUUUUGUUUUCUGAGUGUACGAUCACAGCUGGGCAGUAGAAGUGGGAAACCUGAAUUGAAAUGACUAUAACAAUAUUAAUGUUGAUGAUAUAUGAUUGUAUUGGAUAAUGUCAAGGGAUAAUGCAUGUGAACAUAUAUAAUAGCUAUAACCCCCUGAGAUGCAUAGACUUAAUUCAUGUCAAGACCUAGGGGAAAAAAGGUUGGUUGUAUAAACUCCUGUGAACUCUGUACAUAGUAGUUUUUGACUAAGUCUUUGUGAUCUAAAUCUUCUUUUUUUUUUCCUCCUUCUUCAUUUUUUGGAUUGCUUUAUGUUAAGUUAGUCCUAAAAAAUAUCAACGUGUCUUUUUCAGAAUAAAGGUAUUUCAUCAGCAAAAUGACUAACUUCCUUUAUGUAGUUUAUCUGAAAUUAAAAAUCAUUAUCAUUAAAAUAACUGAGAUUUUAAUGGUGGUGCAGUGUCUAAUUUUAAUACAUGUAACAGCCAUAGCCUGCCUCUUUUCAUCGUUUUAAACUUGAGACAGCGGAGUCAUCUUUAAAUCCACUUUCAGGCAGGUAGACCUGUUUGAAUGGAGAAGUAAAUUAGAGACAGACCAAUUUAUUGGUUAGCUCAUCAAUCAGGCUGGUAAAUGGCAUUUCUAGAACAGAUUAAAUAAAAAAAGCUGUCUAUUGCUAUUUGCACAAGGAUAAGACAGUACAUGCACAUUGAAAUUUUGUGCCAUACCUCUCAAGCCAGCUCUAGUAAUACAAAAAAGUAUAAGAAAAAUACAUUUGGAAAUAUGAAGAUAAAAAAUCAGUGUAAAAAGUACACAGAAGUAUGCACUUUGUUAAACGUGAAAUGUGAAAUAUUGCAGGCAGAUCGAGAAUAACCAGCAUGAUACUGGCGAAGGCCUUCUUGAGGCUCACAUCUUUUCUAGAUGAAAACAAAUGAUUCACAUCUUAAAUUACAGCACAACAGGUCUACCAGUUGCUGGCUAGAUUCAGAAGGAUAAUGUUGUAAAAUAUUUCUUCUGACAUCAGUGUCAGACAUGCUCUGAAAUCCAUGUACCUUGUAUAUUUGUCUUUUAAAUGAAUCAACUAAUAAUACAUUUGUAAGAUGUUACUAACAAACAUAACCGAGUAACCUAGACAGCAGGUCAUUCGUUUAUCUGACAGCUGCCUGCACAAUAUAAGUUUGAAGCCAGAGUUAUCUAUAAAGCUAAUUUACACCUUUGUUCCCUGAGCAGGAAGGUCUAAAAACAUAAUCAAAUAAAACUUAAAUGAUACUUUUUAAUAAUGUGAAACCAGUGAUGUCUCAGCAUUAAUAAACAGCUGUGAUCUUUUUGUGUUUUUUUAUUUCAACAUAAGACUUGUUUACUAAAAUAUAUGUGUGUGUGUGUGUGUGUGUGUGUGUGUGUCUUUUCAAGGGGCUGUUCAGGCAUUGCAGCAGCUGAAGAUGAUGAUGAAGAGGCAUCUCCUGCUUUAAGAGUCAGCUGGUGAGGGAAUGAUGGACCUCCCUAAUGGCCAAUCAGGCGCCACCACCACUGCUGCACCUGUCUCUGAGGUGAGGCCACACCCACUCACAACUCCUACCUCUCUGCAUAUAAGUCAGCAGGUGCCCCCUGUAAUUUAAUAAGAAUUUUUUUUUACCAUGAUGCCUUUGGAGUAAUGCUCAAGUUACCUUGGAAGUUGGAUGUCGGAGCUGGGAGUGACGUUACACCCGAGUUGACGACGAUCCAGUAACCAAGUGUUCACAGUUAUACAUUAUGCAGUAUAACAUACCACUUAUUUAAUUUCACAAAAACAAAACAGAAGUGCUAAUAAAUAAUAUAUUACCAGAGCUUAUACUGUUACUCUUUACUGUUGAUGCACUGCGCUGCCAUCUUGCAUUAUAACAUUGUCAUCAAGUCGGGAGUUGGUGAGGAUCGCUGACUUUCUGAGUUCAGACUUCUGACUUCAGGGGAGUGUUCCAGAUGAAUUUACAACUUUGAGCACAGAAAUCCUGACUCAAGAGUACAACUGGAAUGCGCCAUUAGAAUGGGACCGAUAGAGAUAUAUGGAGUAGCAUAAACAGGGGCAGCAGAAAUUAGAAGUCAUAUUCUGUGUGUAACCUUCAAACCUGUCUGCUUGACCUUUAAUGUAUUGCUGUUUAUGUGUGUGUGCAGAGGAGCAGCAGCUCAGAGUCUCUCAGUGAGAGAGUUUCCUUUGACCUGAAGAAGAGUUUUGAUGCUGUUGUGUUUGACGUGCUAAAGGUCACGCCUGAAGAGUAUGCAGUAAGUAAAUCCUGUUUGAUGUGUUUAUGUGUGUGAGUGUGUUGAGAUGUAGGUGUUCAGAGAUGAGGAUGUUUAAUUCUGAUAAUUUUCUGUCUCUCAACUGGUUUUAUUAUUUCAUUUCUUGUUUAUCCUGCACUGCUACAUUUCACCAGCAGAGGGUGCUCUUUAGCUUUUUUUAGCUGCUGUCCUUGUCACAUGUCUCCACGGCAACACAUCAUCAGUAGCAGCUGAGAGGACACAGCCUCCAUCAGAGCAGAUUUAACUCUUUAAUUCAACAAAAAUCUGACACUUAGUGAUUUUACAUUUUGAUAAUGAUGAAAUCUAUAACAUUUCAGUUUUGGUGUAAGCAGGAAGUAUAACUGUGUGUUUUGUGUGUUUUUGUGUGUCUCCUCAGGGUCAGAUCACACUCAUGGACGCCCCCGUGUUCAAAGCCAUCCAGCCUGAGGUGAGCUGCUCUCAGAUCAGUCAGGAGGUGUUUACAUGUGCAGAGAGGAGUCAGAGCAAUGUUUCUAAACACUCUAAGAGCCACAGGGAACUCUUUAAAACUUCAACUCUGUUUUUUUGUAAUUCAGGUGUUAUUACAAGGCUUCACAUACAUGUUCCAAAAAUUAAUAUAGAGAGCUCAACAUAUGCAACAAGACUAACUGAUCCGACUCAGGAGUCACAUCUCACUCCUUCAUUUUUAUUGUUUUAAAUUGUUGUUGCCUUGUUGCCUCAGAUGAUGUGUCAGUUUGUUGAUGAUGUGGAUUCCUUUAGUGUCAAACUUGUCUUCCUUGGGAUAACUAUGGGUCAUUUCCCCCCACUAAGUCUGCAGAGAUGCACAUAGAAAAGGCAUAAAAAAGGAGUAAAAAGGGCUUUAAAAAGUCUACAAAAAUUCCUCACAGACUUGACAGUUUGAGAUUAGGACAGCUGCAAACCCUCACAGACUGAGUGGAAACACACCUUAAAAGUUAGUGUGUGUGUGUGUGUGUGUGUGUGUGUGUGUGUGUGUGUGUGUGUGUGUGCGUGUGUGUGUGUGUGUGUGUGUGUGUGUCUGUGGACUUAAAGGGAUAUUUAGGCAUAAAUUUAAGUUAUGGUCAAACACACCGUAACAGUGAGUUAGACACCCCCUUGAAAGAUCAAUGUUGCUGACAAUAGCAAUGUACAGUGGUCUACAUCUCCACAUGCAAACCUCAACCAAAAAGCCACUCUAUAGCCACAAAUAAUACUCAGAACAGCUCCUAACUUCAUCAACAGUACAUAUAGGGUCCCAGCCAUAGUACUAGCCAUCGAACAUCUGUUUAACUUUGCCUAAUUUCUUUAGCAAACAGACCAAACACAACUCACCUACUCUCUUCCAGCAGCCGCUUGUUUGUAGGGAGAGCCCUGACUAGUCGAUCACAGAAUGCAGUGGAGUUUGGCAGCUCAAGGAAGAACAUUUAUGAUCAUUUCUUAUCAGACUGAGACACUAAGGCAGAAGAACUACUGCAUCUGCAGAGCAAAAUAAUUAAUAUGAUGAUUAUUACUUCAUGGAAAUAAUCCACUGCACUCUGUGAUUGUGCGGUCAUUAGGUCAUUACUAAAGUUGGUAUAACUAAAGAAACAAGCACUUGGCAACAUUCAUCUCUUGGGGGGGUGUCUUACUCGGUGUUAUGGUGUGUUUGACCCUAAUUUAAAUUUAUGCCGUAAUAUCCCUUUAAGACAGUCCCAGAAUCGGUUUGCUUCAUUAAGCAUUUUCUGGGUAUCUGUGAUGGUAGAUUCCUGACUUGUGUGCAUGUUUACAUUCUACAGUCAUGUGACAUAGAUACAGACCCAUUCCUCUGUGUGUUUACAUGAGGGGGUGCAUUAAAGUGAAUUCAGGCGGCCAUAAAACAUAGGUUAGUCCUGAACAGCGAGGAAGUAAAGUAGUCUCAAUCACUGACUGCUGCUAGAAUCUAAUGACGAUUGAUUGAGAUAGGAAAAAGAUCCUGUAUCAUCAGUCUUCUAGUAAUGCAAAGAAAAUGCAGUAGCUGUUAAUUAUGUGUUAAAAUUCAACCUAAGCCUCAGUACAGAUGGAGAUGCUGGUGGAAACAUCUGGAGUGAUGCCUUCAUUCUUUCUGCAGCUGUAGCCUGUUCAGACUAAAGGUUUGCACAUGGAGAUGUAGUUUAUUGUCUUCUCAAAAGUGAGUUUGAUAAUGAUGAGGACAGGGCUUUUGAAACAUGUCCUUGAAAGUCAGUAUGAGCGUGUGCUUUAACAUGCUGAGAUGUGUUUGAGACCUCUGGUGGGAAAACAUGAGUUUUGAUUUAAAGGGAUGUGGGGGGUGUGGAGGGUUGUAGAGGAGUAUGAUGAGCUGCAGAAAAAGAGGAAGAGUGAGUGGAGAGCCAGCAAAGGACGAGACCCUGACUGGAGGAAAACUGGAGUUUCCAGAGAGCUCAGUGUGUCGGUGUGCUCGCACACUCAUGAUGGAAACACCAGCUGUGUGUGUGUGAGAGAGAGUGUGUGAUUCACUGGGCUCGCUGCCUGAAGAGGAAAAUAUUAAAUAACUUGUUGUGUAAUAAUGUUUUUGCUGUCAGUCAGCCCAUUUUUUACCCCCGAAAGCACCCUUUCAAUGCUGUGUAAGGUGCUGCUAACCCCUGACCCUGCAGCAGUACUGAAAAUGAAAGAAUGCAGCUAAAGUGUGGAGGGUUUGCUGACGGACAUGAUGAGGUUUAAAGGCCUUUUUUACUUAAGAAGACUAGGAAGGAAAUCCCACAUUUCGAUGAUUUUUUACUCAUGGUGACGAUUUCCUGAUAUCUCCACUACAAUCAUAUGCAGCUAUCAGUGCAUGAGAUGAAAGUCAUAAACAUGCGAGCAGGAAGGAUUAUCAGCAGCUGCAUUUUAUUUAACGGCUUCAUCGACGUGCAGACACGCUCUGUGUAAAAGCUCAGAUCUCACGUAGGACUCAGUGGAUUUGGAGGUCAGAGUCUGUUUGGUGUACGGGUCAGCUGAUCAGGGCUUCAGUGUCCUCUCAUGCAGCUCCUCAGGGUGACUCUGGGACACGUUUAGGGUGCUGUGCACGUGUGUGAGACUGUAGUUUCCGUGAUGUGAGCUGCUGCGGUUCCACUCGGUUAAACGGUAAUUUGGGAGCCGACCUCGACUUGUUCGAUUUCUCCCUCAGACUUUGAUGCAUUGCUGAGUUUGGACACCUCCAAAUGUUCCUCUGCAGGUUUACUCUGUUUUUUGCAUAGAAACAAAGAGAUGAAUCAUAUUUUCCAGCAGAUAGUUUGCAGUGUUUCUGGCCGGCAGAGCAUCUCAUUAAAGCGUGUUUGUUGAAGCUGGAUGUCUGAGGAGUGAUGAAGCUGUCGGCUCAUUUCUGCACACACACAGAUGUUCAGCCUGUUCGAGCUGCUGUUAUCACAGCUCAUUCAGGGAGAUUACAUCAGAAUACACCAAACAAGCUGUGACUGACACUACUGUUAGCCAUGUCCACCAUCGCAUUUCCAACUGACCAUACACACAUCGUAACAAUCAGAGGAUGAGGUGUGAAGACUCUGAGUGAAACACGCUUGUGGUUACAGCACAUGGAUGUGACGCAGGAACAGACCGGCAGAACAAAGUCUGCAGAGUCUCAAAGAGCCUCAGAGGGUCCAAGAGGUUCUCAGGGGAUUUCAGUGGGUUUUAUAGGGUCUCAAAGGGUCUUAUAUAGUCUCACAGUGUCAAGGACAGUCUCAGGGAGAUCACAGGAGUUUUAGGAAAUCUUGGUCUCAGAAGAUUGUGAGAGAUUACAGAGCGUCUCUAAAGGUGUCAUAUAGGUUUAAGAUGCUCUUUAAGGGUCUCACAGGGUGUCAUGAGGAUUCUGAAGAUUUUGUAGAAGGUCUUAAAUAAUUGCUAAGGAUCCUAUGAGAUUAUAGAGAGUCUCAGAUAAUCUUAUAGGGGUUAAAGAGUAGGGCUGGGAUGAUAUGCUUUUCUCCCAAUUCUUCUAUGAUUCUUUGAGUGCUGAUUUGAUUUAAAUUGUGAUUCAAUGAUAUUUUCUUGAUCUUUAGUCUGCAUUUUCAACACCAGUGAAACAGUUGAAUGAUUAUGAUUGUCUACUGACUAUUCCAGGAACCAAAUUUCCCCCCAAAAAUACACAUCAUGUUAGUCAGUUUUUAAGAUUUAUUCUUAAAUUUGAAAAAAAAAAAAAAAUCUAUUUUGAACACUAAAAUCGAUAAAAAAAAAAUUGUAAAACAAAAGAACGCAAUACUUAUGUGAAUCGAUUUUUUUCUCCCACCCCUAUCAAAGAGGGUCUCAAAUUGUGUCAGAGACUCACAGUGUCUUAAAGAACUUCUCAACCAAUGUCAGAGGAUCCCAAAGGGUGUAACAUUACCUGUAAGGUUUUCAUAGGGACUCAGAGGGUUUUAAAUGAACUCAGAGAGUGUCAGAGGGUCACAGUGUUGUAGACUGUCUUAAAUGGUCUCACAGGAUGUCAUGGAGGUUCUGGAGAUCUCUGAUUAUUUUAGUGGAGCUCUCAGACAGUUUCACAGGAUCCUAUGAGAUAUAUGAGAGGGUCUCGAAGGAUCUCACGCGAUCUUAGAGAGUCUCAGAGGUUCUCACGUGGUCUCACAGGGUGUCAUGGGGGUCCUGCAGAUCUCAGAGGAAUUUGUAGGAGAUCUGAGAUGGUUGCAGAGGAACUUCAGAGAUUUCAGAGGGUCACAGAUAGUCCCACAUGGUCUUAGGGGGUCAUAGAGUAUGUCAUAUGAUCUUAAAGAGUCUCAAAGAGUCUUGUAGGCCAGGGAAUCUUAAGAGUUUUGGAGGAUGUCAGACUGGCUGAAAGGAUCUACAGUGGUCCCAGGCAGCAUCAAAGGGUUUUAGAAAGUCUCAAAGUGUCUUAAAAGGGUUUAAAAGGACCAAGGGUCUCAAAAUAUAACAACAGGUCUCAGAGAGUCUCAGAAGGUCCAACAGGGUCUUUUAGAAUCAUAGUAAGUCCUUCAAAUUUUAGAGAGACAUAGGGGACAUCAGAGGGUCUGGAAAAGUCUCAAAGGAUGUCAGAUACUCCAAGUGUGUCUCAGAGGGGCCCUAGGUAACUCAGGGGCUCUCAGAGACCUUGGGAUUGUGUCAGUAGGUCUCAGAGAGUCUCAAGAUGACUCAGAAAUACUUAAAGGGUCUCCUGAAUAUUUGGGGCCUCUUUGAGAGUUUAAGAGAGUCAAAAAAAGUUAGGUUUUUAGGGUUAAAGAGUUGAAGUGAACCUCAGAAGAUCCAAGAGGAUCUCAAGGGAACAGCAGGAGUUUCUCUGAUGGUAAAAUAAUCUGAUCUUUAAUCUCAGCUAAUUGAUCUGAACUCUGACUGCAGACUCGAACAUGCAACAGAGGGAGGUGGGUUUUUUUCCACUACCGUGGCAGUGAUAACUUAUGGUCUGGUUCUGUUUUAAGGAUUGGACAGUACGGUAUUCAGUACGUUAAAGUUGACUCUGCUGACAGGAGAGCAUUUCAUCUCUGUCUGUGUCUGUCUUUGUCGAUUGUUUCGUGUUUCAUAACCAUUCGUGUGGCUGAUGAUCCACAGCUGGAUGUUUGUGAAGCAGAAACUGAAGUAUGAAGACGGGCUUGAAGGGGGGGCUCUUUUGUUUUUACACGUUACCAUGACAACAGCCAGGUCAAUAAAUUACUGGCUUUAACCAGCAGCACAGCCUUAGAUCACCUCUUAAGUCCUUCUGAGCAGACAGAGGAAACGCUGUGGUUUGAGUCUCUGAUAAAACCCCUGAGCUCUGUCAGAAACUUUCUGUAAUCUGGACGUGAAAGUGUCCGUACAGUUGUUUCCCUGCAGUCUGCACAUGUUUAAUGAUACUGGACUGUAACGGCAGACACCGAGGGAAGUCCCCCCUCUCCCUGCAGCCUGUCAGCGUGAGGGUCAGCACUCAUCCAUCACUGAGGAAAGAGAGAAUAAAAUGUUGGCAGCAGAGACAGAAAAACCACAAUGACAAGUUUUCCCUCCGUCCAAAGUUUGAGACUUAGUUUGGAAAAGUUGAAAAAUCGUGCGGAGCAUCUGAGAGCGCUGUGACAGAGUUUAUCUGAAGAUGUUUACUGUAAGAAAAGAAGAGUUAUUCUAAGAACAAUAACAUCAUUUGUUUGACCAAAACAUGGCUGAUCUGGUUUCACUGUAAAACCAACAGCCUGUCCCGUACUCGUGCAAUAAACGUGCAAAAGGAGCUCCUGGAAAAGUGAUCAUUUCAUGCUGAGCACAGCAGAGUCCUGCAGAGUUGGCCUGCAUGGUACGAGGAAAAACCAGUGCAAAAAAUAAAGCCAGAAAAAUCACACAAAAAACACGUGAUUGAAUUGAGCAAUAUUACAAUAACAGCAUGAAUAAAAAUAUAUACUAAAGUCACUGUGGGAAGUAGUCUCACUCAGAAAACGAUCCGCACAGUACAAAGAGAGAAUAAUAGUGAUUAGUUAGUGAUUGGUUCUUUCUAUAAUCUUUAUCAUUUAUAUACUUUUUUUUUAUCUGAGUCCAGCAAAACAGCCAUCCAGGACUGUUUUCUUCUUGAAGUAUGAAAAUGUGAUUUAAGCAGUUUUUAUAUCAUGGUUGAAAUUCAUACUUCUUUGAGCAGGUCAAAGUCAGGUUAUCACUGAAGUUCAUGUCAUGCAAGAGAGACAACAAGAGUAAACACAGUUGUCAGUUAUCAUUGAGAUGUGUAAGAUGGAUCGACAAAAUUCACGAUGUUGACACGAGCUGCAGAAAAUACUCCACCUUCAAAUAUGAAUUAGCAAAAUCCAGGAGGCCUCCAGCAGUCCAGUGCCAACAGGUACGACCUACAAGUUUCAAGUGCAAGUUAGUAGUGUUGGGAAUCACUCGUGACCACACGAUACGAUAUCAUCAUGAUAUUUGUGACAUUGUUGCGAUUUUUAAACAUUUUGAAAUACAGUGAGUAUUGUGAUACCAUAUAUUGGGAUUUAUACAAUUUUUUUCAACUGCUCAGCUGAUUUAGCAUUUGUCUUUCCUUUAUGUCUGUCUUAUUGACACAAUAUUUUAUUUUCAUGUAGCACUUCUUGCAAACCUCAUGUGUCAGGUCCAUCUCAUUUGUGCCCUGUUUUCAUUCCUGAUGUCCCUCCCCAGGUGCUGCCAUGUUUGUGGUACGAACUUAUUCCUGCUCACCUCUGCCAACCCCACUGGACAAACAAUUAAUUCAAUUUUUCCAUUUCCUGAGUUUAUAUUAGCAAUUAAUUUGAAAAAAUUGAUACUUGGUGGAUGAGAGGAUACAAUAUAUCACCAGACAAAACAUCACAAUACUGUGUUGUAUCGAUUUUUUCGCCCACCCCUACAAGUAAGUGCCUUAUGCACAGUGGUGGCUGCUCUGUUGUCCGCUUUACAGAUGAGAAUAGUCCAUGUGCACGAGAGCCAUCAGCCACCAGUUUGUGUUUUGUCAGAUGGACGAUCACAGAUCAUGUUUGUCAUGUUCAUAUCCCCAUCCUAGGAGACGAAACAUGAUAACAUUAAAUAUUUUAUUUUUGUUAUACUGAUAAAAUCCAGACUUUUGUGACGUGUUUAAUCUGAACUCUUGUAUUGCAGUAACAAUAAACAAAUGUUAUUUAUUGUGCAGCUUUUCUGCAGAGUCCUGCAGGUCUGACAGACUCUGUUACAGUCUGAAGUUUACAUAAAACUUUACGUCCGAUAGUUCUGUAUCUCCUUUUUUGUUAAAUUUUUUUCCUUCAGUUCUUUCUAUUUUUACCAGAACACAGACAGAAAGUCAAUCUGAAGAACAUAAAUCCAGAAUAAGCUGGCAGGUUUCAGGUUUUCUGUCUCUCUACAAGCUGCAGGACAGAUCAGGAACAGAAACACGUGUGCAGGUUUUCCAUCGGACCUUCCUGUCCUCGGUAAAUCUCCUCCGUCAGACCUCCUCCUCCACCUCUUUCUUCUCUGGGAUCUAAACACGUCAGUAAAACAUUUUCAGAGCAGACUUAAACAAAAGGAGCUGCUGUGGUGUCUGACAUGAGGUCAUCAGUGAGUGCUGGUCAGGUUUAUGUAAUGGUACUCACAGUGAGCCCGUAAAGCUGAGUCUACAGUCAGUCGGAAGAUUAUCAGACAUUAUUCUCUGAGCUUAAUGUUUGGCUGAGAGUCUGAACUCUUUAAAAAUCAUCAUCUGGAUCCAUAAAAACAUAAAAACGCUCUUUAAAGUCAUCCGAUUUUAAACGUUGAUGGUGCCCCUUGGUGAAGUGAGUUAAAUGUUCAUCCAGAGUUGACGUCACUGUUGCUCAUGUGAGCUUUAUGUACAAACAGAGGGGAUCCAGGCUGCAUCCCCACAGGACUCGGCUGUAAUGGGAGCAGCUCAGCGUGAGGAGGAAAGCAGUGGUCUGAGGUUUGGACUGGCAGGAGCUUGUUUCUGCAGAGUUUCAAAGUAGGACUGCCUCUCCAGACUCUAAAGUUCUGCAGGUUCAACAGGGCCCGGAAUGCAAUAAGAGCAUAAACAAACAAUGAAAAUAAAGAGGAAACAAAGAACUGGCAGUUUGUGGAUCAGCUCCCUGCUGCAUAAUAAGCAGCAGCAGUUCUGAGGAGGGUUGGAUCGGCGGAUGGUUUGAGAAGAUGACAGACUCAGGUGGUUUAAAACUUCAGAUUUAGAGCGAGUUAAUGAUAUGCUGAACUUUUUUGUGUGAUCUGGACACUUUGGGAGCUUAUUGUGGUCUCAGUGUGAGAGAGGUUUGGGACUGUCUCUGAACUCUAAAUGCCAAGAAAGAAUAUUUGCUAACCGAAAGUUGACUCUGUUGAACUCGUAAUGCAUUUUUUAUGGCAGGUUGAAUUUUUGCACCCACAGCAGGAGCAUAAACAACAUUUACAAGACACAGUGAUGUGUGCAAAAACUCAAACCAGAGGUAAAUCACAAGGCAGUAUGGGACAGCACUUCCAGGGAGGAUGAAGCAGCAUGAAGAUCACCAUAAUCUGUAACACAUGGAAGAGUUUCCUGGAUGAGUUUGAGAUGUAUAAAACGAGGAUGUGGUCUCCGUAACAAUGAGGAAGUCAUCUUUUCCACCCACUCCCCUUGAAUGUAACAAACUUUUUUCUACCAGAUAAAGUCUGGAAACUUUCAGGAGUUUGUUGCAUGUGUGAAAGAGGCUUGUUCUUGAAACAGGUAUAGUUUCAUUCAUCCUGAUACGUGUCACUUCUUUCAGGUUCGCACAAAAUUGCUGUACGUAAAUGUCCUUCCUGCUCACCCACAGAGAAUACUGCAUUGUUUCCACUGUGUUUUCAUAACAGCUCAACCUGAUGUUGUGAAGUUUUAUGAGAAUGCUGGUUUGGGAAAGUCCAGGAAAAGUCAGGAACGGAAAAUAUGCCUGUCUGUGCUCUCAGUUAGUUUUCAAGACUAGAAGUUAGUUUGGAUUUUUUCUGACUUUUGUGCACGUGUGAAUAAUACAGCUUUGGUCUUGGAGACGUUGGACUUAUUGUGGUCAUAAUGUAUAAAGCAGGACCAGACUGUCUGUGAGCCUGUCCUCUGGUGUCUCCCCCUCCCUCUGGGUGGUCAGGUGGAGGUGUGAGCUCCUGGACAAACAAACACAGAGUCCUCCCCCGGACUGAGGGCUGGAGAAGGAUGAUUGAUAUGCUGGCAGGAGGCAGGAAGUUUGUACUUCAAAAAUAAACAAUGUGUCGUCCAUAGAGAGACAGACAGUGACAGUGUGUCCACUUAAAGAGACUCUGUAGACCCUAAAAACCUCAGAUCCACUACAGGACAGUUUUAUAGAUCUCACACUUUCCCUUCCCCUCCUCUGGUUUCUCCUCUUCCCACACAUCCCGAUUCCAGAUUCACCAACAUAACAGCCUGUUUUUAACAUCUGUGUAUGAACCCCCUACCCCCCUAACUGCCCAGAGACUCUCCCUGACUAAGCUGGACUCUCUCUCUGUCCUGCUGUGGUUCAGGUCAGGGACUUGUGAGCAUUCAGGUGGAUAUUGUUUCAGUCAGUGUGUGUGUCAGUGUGCGGAGCUGGCAGGAUGAGCAGGAGAGCUUUCACAUUAUUCCUCCUUGUGUUACAUCAGAGUCUGGCCUCAGGACGCCUCAGGGGGAGCAGGAUAUGUGUGUGCAGAGUUUGUGUGGUCUCAGUCUUUACCUUAGACCUGAGGUCAGACAAUGUUAGAUAUGCACAAUAUUGAUAUCUUCAGUCUUAUUUAGGCUAAUAUCUAUGUAUAUUCAUCUUUGUUUUCCAUUGUUAAAAACACCAAGUCUCUCCUGUGCUGAAACUGACCCGUUACACUGUGACAGCCUCUUCAUUUAGAUGUAUAUUUAUAUAGACAUCAAUAAGACCAAAAAAUUAACUCUGCCAUAAAGAACUUAUUCUUUCGGUUUGUUCAGGAUGAUAGCUCUUGAGGUGCAAAAAUGGAUCAUUAGAGUUAAAGGAACAUUGUCUCGCACCAAAUGUCUUCCUGAUUUAUGCCUACUAACUGUUGCCUUUGAACACCAUUUUGCAGUCACUAUCUGGUUUUGUGUCUUUUCAAAGACUCAGCUUCAGUACUCAUAAGAAACCUUUUUACAACAGUGAUAAAUGCAGUAAUCAGAGGGCAACGUUUACCAGACUCAAAUUCCUUGUAUGUGUACAUAAACCUGGCCAAUGAAGGGAAUGUAACAGGACUUGAAACUGGGGGUAUGACAGGCACAGUCAUCUCACUGCUUUCUGGAGUAUUACAGUGUUUUAGUGCAACUAUGGUAUAGCUAAGUAGGGAUGGUAAUCACCACGAUAUUAUCAUGAUACUUGGGCCACGAUACGAUAUUAUUGUGAUUUUUAACAUUUUGCAUCACAGUGAGUAUCGCGAUCAAUGCUUGGUCAGUGAGAUGAUACUGUAUAUCACCAGACAGAAUAUAGCAAUACUAUGCUGUAUCAGUUAUUUCUCCCACCCAUAUAGCUAAGGUAAAGGUCCGACAAAGAAGCGAGACAUAAUAAUUUCAACAGCAACAAGCUGCAGGCUUAACAGUGUUAGAUGUUGUAGAGAAAGUGCAAACUUAGUCAAUCACAGAUAGUGGGAAAAUCUGAAAUAUGCAGAAAAACUUUGCAUAUAUACUUAGGGGGCCCACCUUGGUAUACUACGUAAGAUGGAAAUACUGCUUUUUAUGAAGAUGAUCUUACACAGGUAGGCUCUGUUGUUCAGUGAUGUCAUUCCCUCUCUCUUUCUGUGUCCUCAGGAGCUGUCGAGCUGUGGUUGGAACAAGAAGGAGAAGCACAGUUUAGCUCCUAACGUGGUGGCCUUCACCCGACGGUUCAACCAGGUGGGUCACACUGGGUCCUCAGUCAUGUACCUGACAGGAACAGGUCGAAGGGCAGGUUAUCGUGUCCCCACACAACAUUUUUGGUGUUUUUGUUUGGUGUGUUGGUGCAGCACAUGGAGAAAACAUUCUCCCGUGCACGCUCUGCUUUGUGAAAUCAUUACCAGGAAGUUGUGGGCGCUGAUGUCACAGUCCUCCCCUUUAAUCCCUCCUGUGUUUUCUGGCUCCUGUCAGAGUGUCCUUCUCUCCUGCAGCUUAAAAUGAGACGAUCCGACAGGAAUGUGUUUGUGUGGAAACUCUGCGUGUGUGUUAGCUUCGCACUCUGCAGCUGCUGGAGGAAAAUGAGCCGUUUGGAUCCUGAUCCUGGACAGGAGGGCAGAGAGUCCCACAGAGCUCUUUAACCUAAGCCGAGGCCAGGUCUUUCUUCCUCCUCCUCCUUCUUCUCUUCUUCCUCAGUGCUGUGUUGUUGGCACUGGAAAGAGUAAUGAAACAUGAAGAUCAAAACACAGAGACCAAUAAUAAGUCUGAUUUCGAUCAUUGACUUUAUCAAUCAAUUUUCACCUCUACAGAAGUGGCUCAGGCCUGGUAUUGCCAUGUUUUUUAGUGAUAGCAUCACAGGUUGACAGCUAUGAGUACAUGUGUCCACACUUUGCACCAACAUGACACUCCAGUGGAUGCUCGUGAUUGGAUCUCACUUUUCUGCUCUGGAUGAAUCCUGAUGAUAAAAUAAUGACCUAACAUGGAACACUAGAAGAUGCCAUCUGUCACGUGUGCUUGUUGUCAAGGUGGCAGAGCAAUGCAGCAUAAAGGCAGCAGCGAUUAAUCAAAGCUGCAGCCCCUGCCAAUAAAAGUUGGUUUUGGAUGUGUGUAGGUAUGCUUUGGUCUCAUGUCCCUUUAAGACGCUGUCCUACGUCAGAGACGUGACCCCCCCCCCCCCCCCCCAUCCAGUCCGUAACAAAGAGGGAAAGACAGGUGAGGAGAUGGAGGACGGUUCAAAAGUUGUAGCAGCUGGAGCAGCGGCUGAAGUAGACAAAGUUAAUGUGAGAGGGGGUGAGCAGCUUGUGGAGUAGUUAUUGUCCAUUUAUCGUUAUUAGGGUGAACUGCUCAAUAUAUUGUGAUAUUGAUUUGAGGCCAUAUCGUUCAGCCCUAGAUAAUAGCUUAACAAGUUAAUUCUCUGCAUUGGCAUAUGUAACCAUGUUUACAGAUAUAAUCAUAGGCCAAACAGGUGAUGCAGGCAAUGACAGCUUGCAUGUAUUGGCUCUAUUCAAGUGUUUUAAAGUGCUAGGAACAGAAAGCAGACACAUAACUGAAUGUCUGUAUUUGAAAAAGGAUCCAUUUUUCCUUUAUUGUAGAAUCUAAUGCUGUUUGUCAGGCUCUAUAACAAGCUGUCAAAGUAAGAGUAACUUUUCAGUCAGAGUCACCUGGAAGACUGUUGGAGAAGGCUGUCAUAGUUUAGUAUUUAUUUUCUGUUUGUUUCUGAUCAAGCAGGAAAUGCUGAUUUGAGAAGUUUGUCAGAUUUUCUGUGUUUACUCGAUUUCAACAUUUUAUAUGAACAUUUUGAUUUAAUUUCGCACCAGUUUUAUGAAACUUCUUUUUUCACAACCUCCUCCUCCUUAUCCUCACAAAAUGUUGCAAAUCAAAUACAUGUGAGCCUGUUUCAUUUAUUGUGUUUGUGUGUGUGUGCGUGUGUGCGUGUGUGUGUGUGUGUGUGUUUGCAAGUCUUUAAAGAAGAUAAAUGGAUCUGCUCGCUCCUCACCUCUCCUCUGAUACAAAAACACGUCUUUGAGCAGCUUCCAGGAAAAGAGGAAGAGCGAAGAGACACACAAGAGGAGGAAUGUACGCCACAAACAUGAACUGAUCACACACACUUAGGGAAAGAUAAGGGAGAGAAUAACACACACAGAGAAGAGAGAGAUGGUCAGUGUGUCUGGACGUCUGAUCAGAACAUGGUGUGCAGACAGCUGAGAUAUCUGACAGCCUGCAGUCAUACCACCUCUCCAGUCCUCCUUUCCUCCCUCCCUCCCCCCUUCUCCUCCUCCUCCCUGUCUUCCCCUCUUUCUGCUCGUCUUCCUCUUUCCAUCCGUCCUCUCCCCCGAGCUCAAACACCGACUGAUUCACCGACUCCUCUCUUCAGUUUUCUCCCCAAAGACGCACAUUUCUAUCAUCACCUUGCAUUCAUCCAGUGAAAACACACACAUGCACACACACAUACACACAAACACACACACACACACACAGGAGUUUUGGUGUGUUUCUGUUGUGUAAUCAGCUGGAAUUAGGAGGAUUUUCCUCAGAAGUUCUUGUUUUUAUCAGGAGCUGUUUGUCUGUAGUUGCUCAGGGAUCAGCUCUCUGUGCACUCUGGUGUGUCUGAUCCGGUCUGAACUGGUCUCAGACCAGCAGGUGGCUCAUCCCUGUUCUGUUCUGGGGGAUUUGGUGCUCAUACCUGAGAUCCCACUGUCAUUAGAGAGAUAAACAGCUCUGUAGAGACUCAUGACUGUUUCUGCUGAAGCUCUAAUCUCUGUCGGUGUGUGUUUGUUUAUGUUUGUCUGUGUGUGUUUUGUUUGUUUGUGUGUUUCAGACGAGUUUCUGGGUGGUUCGAGAGAUCCUCCACGCUCAGACGUUGAAAAUUAGAGCAGAAGUCCUCAGUCUGUACAUCCGUACUGCAAAGGUAUAAACACACACACACACACACACACAGAAACACAUUUUAUUAUUUGACUGACUCUUACCUUUAAUCUGUAGUGUGUUCCUGAGGUAAAAGAAGGGGAAAGUAAUUGACCAAAUGAACACAAACAAAAAGUUUUUGUAGUUUUAAAGAUAUUUAUAGAUUAUUGUACUAAAAGCUGCUGUGAAAAAGUAUUCUGUUGUGUUGUGUUUUUUUUUGGAGAGGGAAGAGCAGGGAGCGGAGCAGGAGGAGGCCGAUGUGCAAAUCUGCAUGUGCCUGAAAAGCUAAGGGACAGAAUAAACACAACCUCAGAGAGGCUGGAGAGAUCACAAGUUUACAGUUUUAACUCGCUUGUCUGUGUGCCAUGUAGAUGUCAAACCACGAGCAACUGUGUUUAAUAUAUAUGAUCCAAAUAUUAAUCAAAAUAACAGUGAAUAUGGUUUUUGCUCUCAUCAAGCAGCCCUAUAAGAAGUGCUCUGAUGCCCUCUUUUAACAGCUACAUGUGAUUGUUUCCUGUUGAUAAUGUAAAGAGAGGUUGGCUCCUCUGUAUGUUGUCAGUCAUUUAUUCUCUUGCAGUGGUUUCAGGCAUUCAAAAAUGACCGAACAGAAGUUUUAGAAAUCUUGUUUCUGACAGUCUUGUUUUGUUGUCGACAUCAGAAUCAUUUUCAGUCCAUUUCACAUGCAGAUAAAACCUCCUUUUAAAAGGCGGAGACCUAAACAUUCAGCAAAUUCAUUCAUAUACAGCUCUUGUUUUUUUUCCCUCUCAUUGUUAACUUAAUGUGUAUCUAUAUUUUUUGUAUGUAACAGGCGUUUUUCUCCCCCUCUCUCUCUCUCUCUCUCUCUGUCCUCUCAGAAACUGUGUGACAGUAACAACCUGCACGCUGUUAUGGCGGUUGUGUCAGCGCUGCAGAGCGCUCCCAUCUUCAGGCUCACCAAAACCUGGGCGGUGAGUAUCUGUCUGUUAGUGACACACAGAUCUGCAUAAUAACUCUGUACACACUCCUUUUUCAUGUUAAUUUCUUUUUUUUCCCCCCUUCUGUUGUUUUGCUUCAGCUGCUAAGCCGGAAAGACAAGGCGACCUUUGACCGACUCGACUACCUGAUGUCCAAAGAAGACAACUACAAACGGUUGAGAGACUUCAUCAGCAGCCAGAGCAUGGUGUCCUGUAUCCCCUACCUAGGUACACACACACACACACACACACACACACACACAGAGUUACAUUUUACAUUUGCAGUCUGCUUCUUAUCUUUACGGUGUGUUUAUGAGCCGGAUGUUCCCGUGUGUGAAAGUCUGGUUUCAUUAUCUCUUCAUUCGUCACUCUCUUUCUCUCUCAGUUUACUGCCUCAUGUCUCGCUGUGUGUUUCUGGAUGAUCUGUUUCCUCUCCGUUUGUAUCUUUCUGGGUAAAAUACUGCAACACAAUAAAUCAUCUCUCGAUUUUAAUGGUCACACUGGUAUACAGAACACAGCUCACUUAUGAAAUGAAACAAGAUGUGAGAAGAAAGUUAUAUGGACUGGGAUUUACAGUUUCUUGGCUGUUGCACCGGCUGACUGCCACGUUAUUUGCUGAUAGUCAGAUAUCUGUAAUAAGCAGAGUGUCAUCAGACUCUCAUACCUGAUGUUGUGCAGCUGCAUCCAAAACCCCCUAAGUUAUCUGUUAUAAUCUAGAGUGACAUAUAUGGUGGUGUCUCAGUAGCUGUGUUUUCUAGGUAUCUGACAAUCCCGUCUGCCCUUGUGCAGUGUGUGAAGCUCCUCCCCGGUACUCUGUGAUUUAGAGCUGAUAGAGAACAAAGUGACCAGGUGAUGGUCUCUCUUUGCUCUUUGUCUGUCCAUCUACAGCUGACAGGAGGAUUUCAGUCGACUAAAAAGUUAAAUUUCGCAGCGGCUGCACUCACUGAGAGAAGCUGUGAUUUCAUUUUCAGAGUCUGUUUCUAAUCACAGAGUGUGUGUUUGUUUACUGACUGUGUGUGUGUGAUUGUCCCCCUGUAAACACUGAGGUUGACUUUGUGUAAAGUUGUGGGUCCGUCGUGUUGCGGUGACGUCAGACGGCAGAGACUCUGUGAUGUAACAGUAUCAUGCUUGCUCUGCACGUGUGUGUUUGGAUUUACUGCAGCUCUGUUUGUUCCUGUUGUGUCUUCACAACGUCUGGAUGAUGUUUUUAUAUCGCAGAUAAUGAGCUUCAGACGCUGUGUUAGAUACAAACACACAAAAACACGGAAACACAGUCUGUUUGUCAUUAAAGGAGCAUUUCUUUUUUGUCUGGAUGUGAUGAGACGAACGAGGAGCUGAGAGAGUGAGGUGACCGAGGACGAAGGCUGAGUUUGAGCUGAUGGUCAUCUGUCAUUGGUGGGCAAAGUCUCUUUUUUUAGUUUUUGGUCUCAGUGUGUGAUGGUGUUUCCUCACUGCCCAUCUUUGUUAUAUAUGUGUGUGUGUGUGUGUGUGUGUGUUUGUGAUAAUCAGCUGUCCUUGGACCUGUAACUAAUCAUUGUGGACACACGAGGGGGAGAAUCUCUGUGGAUCGCAGCUCUCCCUCAAAGAAAAUGGGGUGGGGGGAUGGCCAUGUGAAAUCUGUUUUUAAUCAGUUUUUCCAGAUUAUUAUUUUUUUCAUUCAUAAUGUUUUUUUUUUCCAUUUUUAUUGUCCUAAGCUUGACCACGUUUUUUCGCUUGAGGAGUUUGCAAUCAUGAGGUGGAUGAAUAAAACUUAAGCAACUCAUCUGAACAUCAUUUUAUAUGAAUGAAUAUUAACUAUUAUUAAACAAAACAAAAGAGAAGUGCUCCUUUUUAAAAUUAAGUGUUCAACAAAUGUCUUGCAAGUAGAUUAAGAAAAAGAUCCUUCUUUUAGUGAAAUACAGAACCUCACACGAGUUUUACAAGAAAAAUCAAUGACUGAAGUGCUCCAUUCACUGCCUAAACACUGGGGAUAAAGUGUCUGAUUGAGGCCACUCUUAAGAAUAAAACCCUCCAUCAGUUUUCAUGCAGUUCAGUCUGUAUGAGAGGAAAGCAGACAAGUGGACAAGAGCUGCUUAGCACAAAAAACCUCUGUCGCUAUCUGUUCAUAUAAGUGAGGCUUCCACAUUUUUGCAAAUCUCGGCAUAUCACAGUUGAUUUUAUUGUCGUUGCUUAAUUCUGUGAUUUCUGAGAAGGUUUUUGUGUCCUGGAAAACGAUAGGGCUGUGGAGAGAGGAUAAACAAGUGAGAAUUUGAGUGUCUGUGUUCAUUUCCCUCUCAAACAAACUCCACUUUCAGACACUCUGUGUUUUUAGAGGAACACGCUUGAUUUUUGACGAGAAACUUUUUUUUUUUAAGUUGAAGUCAGAAACGAGAAAAAUGUCACAAAGUUCCUGUUGUGAUCUAGACCCACAGAGGGGUACUGAUACCUGUUUAUGUGUGUGUUUGGUUUCAUUAUGCAGCUUCUGUGUGUGUAUGUGUGAUAAUGUGAGGUGAUCACAGAGCGCCUGUGUCGUUUCCACAAUGAACGUCUGUGUGACUGUGACCUUUGACCUCCUGCCCCCCAAAUCACAGAGAGGGUUUGUUACACACAUCAGCUACUUCCUGUUCAACAGCCAAUCAGCAGGGACAAAGAGCCCUCAGAAACACACUGCUCAACAGUAGCCAGAUACAUGCACACACAUAUACUCUAAAACAAGCUCGGUAGACGCACACACAUAUUUAGACACAAAAUGAACAUGACACAAAAACAUAACUGAUGCACACAAAAAAAACUGUUUUACCAAAUAGAAACACUAAAUUACAAAAAAGAGCAACACAAUAAAAUUCAAAGAAAUAAGGUAAAACGCAAUACCUGACACAAAAGAUUUGAAAAACAUAAAACACACAUACAUCAACAACAAAUAUACAGACAGACCCACAAGAACAUACAUACAGAAAAAAACACUCAUUUCUAAAGAAGACUACAGAUACAGAUACACACUCAUAAAAACACACAGACAAAGGUCACACCACCACACCAAUAAAACACGUUCACUCAGAAAGAGAUGCACCAAAAAUUAAGUUACUGACAGAAAGCAGAAAAAAACAUGCCAAAAAGAAUGGUGCAUAGACUGACAACACUUACUGUGCAAAAAAAUUUGCAGACAAACACCCUUGAAAACACAAAACACACAUAAUAAAUUCAAAUAGACACACCAAGAAAGAAAGUUGCACAUAUAAAAGCACCAAAAAUGACACAAUAGCCCCCCCCAUCUUAACUUAUAAGUAAAAAGAAAAACACAAAAAACAAACUUAAAACAUGCAUAAAAAAUGUCUUUUGCAUAAAACACAAAGAGCAGAUAUACACACAGAAAACACACAUUUAUACAUAGUUUUUGCAGAAACUGACAUAUAAAAAUAUGAAACACCAGUAAUACUUAUGCACACUCCAAAAAUAUUUACCUGGACAAAAAAAAAAGUCAUGAAAACAUGAGACUAACACGAAAAACAAAUUCACCAACAAACAGCACACAAAAAAACGUAAACAUAUACAAACAAAAGACAUCCAUUUACAUACAAAUGCACAAAGAACACAUAUUUUGGCAGGAGAUUUUGCAGAUACUUAACUGCAAAAACACAAAACACAAGCUAACAUUUCACAUGCACACUUGGAGUGCACACUUACAAAAUAACAUCCAAGCAUGGACAAAAAACACACCAUUACACACCUUUUCAACCUGUGUCACUUUGACUGUAGCAGCCACAAAAAGUGAUCUUCAUCAUCCUUAUCAUCCUCCCCAUCAAGCCCUUAUCAGAGGGAACUCCCUCUGUUAUCUUCUGCUUUUUAGCUCAGAUCUCUCUUAGUAAUAAAUCCUCAAACUAUUUCAGCUCUCUGAUUUAAAGCCUGACAGAAGUUUGGAGAUUCUUCAAAUAUCAGCUGAUUUUGUCUGUAGAGGUUAAAUCAGGUCUGACUGAAACAGGACCAAGCACUGAAACGGGAUCUCUGUAAAUAAAAGGGUUAUUACUACACUUUUUAACUAAUAACUCACUUUUUACUUGCAUGUCACACAAUCAUAAAAAGUUAUCUCAUGCAUUUUUUGUUAACAUCCCCAGCUGACACUGUUGUAUACAACACAUUACUGUUGAGUUUACAAGAUGAGCUGUAAAAUAGAAUAGUUUGAAGUAGCGACUUAUGAUAAAAUCUGCUUGCUUUGUGAGACUGCUCACUUUCUAGUGACAAACUUCUUGUGUUUUCACAACAUUCAAGGGUUUUUUCACAGAGAAGGUUGGUGUAUGUUCAGAGACUGAUCCAAUCUUUCACAAAAGCCACGAUCAUCUGUGAGAGUGUUUAUAUGUUUAAUCAAAUAGUGUUGUUGUGUUGUGAGCUGACGAUGCUAGACAGAGGCUACCAUAUUUGUUUUGGUCUGUCGUCCAAUCAGAGGCUGUAUGUACAAUCAGCUGACCCGUAAAGGUCCAGUCAGAGGCAAGGCCAGCCUGGGACACAGGUCAAAGUCUACUCUCUGUAUAUAGUUAUUUCUAACAGAUACAAGUCUCAUGUACAGAGGUGAUGCAUCAUGCAGAUAGCCCGGGUUUAAUUCCAGCCUGAGACCUCUCUCCCACACGUCCCUGUCCAAUCUCUCUCCUCAUUUCCUGCUCUGUCCACUGUUAAGAUAAGGAUAUGAUGAGCCUGAAAAAUUGAAUGAUGUUCAGUUUUGUGGUUUAUCCACAUCAGCAUCUUGUGACUGAAACUCUUUUAGAGAAAACAUUUUCUUGCAAAAUGUUUGUUUACUUUCAGACAUUUUGAUGCGUCUUGCAUUUAGGUUGCUUUAAAGCCUGUAUGGUUGAACUAGGCUUAUAUUUUGAAAUUUACAUCUUUGCUACAAAGAUGCUACAGCUAGCCCACUCGGAGCUGCUUUUUUUCCUAGUCUCCUUUGUUUUUAUAUGUGUGGGACCAUCUUAAAGGACACUGCUAUGCUAAUUUUGCACAAUUUCAAUAUUCAUUAUUUGUCUUAAAAGGUUAAAAUUGCCUUUAAAAAGAAGGGGUCAUCUUGUAACCAGGGUUACUUAUUUUCAGGUCAUAAUGGUAAUUUCUUAUCGUUUGAGGUCAUAUUAGAUUUAAAAAAAAAACAGGCUGCACCACAGAUGAGUAAAAUCCUGCUAUGACAGAGUAGAAAGAACAACCUGAGACAUGAGACUGAGAGGAUACACAUGUACUCUGCGUGUUUGUGUGGGUGUGAGAGAGAGAGAGAGAGAGAGAAACUUACAGCUCCUCAGAGACAGACGUCAGCACAGCAGUCAUCAUUCACAGGUCUUUGCUUUAGGAAAAGCAAGGAAAGAAAAGUUCAGUUUCUGUGGAAGGAAUGUUCUUCAGUCUGUCUCACCUUCACAUCUUCGCUGUUACUACAUUACACACCGAAUUCUUUGACAGCAGCAUCAUUAAAAGCCCUCUGAGUUAUCUGUGUCUGAUAACAUCCCAUCAGCUCUCACUGUUUCUUACCUCCUCUAAAAUCAAGAUCCAUGUGAUUUUAAUUUUUCUCUCACUUCAUUUUUAUUCUUUAUAAUCCCUCUGGCUUCAGAGCUGCACAGCUGCUGUUUCACUUCCAUCAGAUAAAAGAAAAAUGUCGUAUAUCAGAUUACUGCUGAUCAUUUACACAGGUGGAAGCUCAUAUUUUACACGCUGAAAUAUUUCAGCUUCAACAUCCAUAAAUCUGUCGGGCUCACAUUUUAAACUCUCCUUAAUAUGAAGCUGAGUCAGACACAGUUCAUGUUUAUAAAAGGAUUUAAUUUGACUUGGAUGGAAACAGGAUUCCUGCGUGUGCAUGUGUGUUUGUGUGUGUCUACAUAGAUUAAAACAUAAUGAGACUAUAUGAUAAGAUAGUUACUAUAAAUACACAGAUAAAUAACAAAGAAUGGCAGAGUGAAAACACUGGACAUUUAGCCUGAGUAGAAUCACACCUUCUUAAAUUACCUUCACACUUAAAGCCAAAGAUAUUUACACACCACAGCUCAGCCUCAUGCACGUCAGACACACUCGUUUUCUCACUAGAGACUGAAAAUAAGAAGUGGACCUCACCCACUGGCUCAUUCUGCUAAUUUAAAACCAUGAGUUUUGCAGUUGGUCGUUGUCUUGUUGUUUUGGGCCAAAAUCUGAUGAAAUUCAACAAAAGGUUCAUUGUUCUGUCUCGGUUGACAGGCUUCUAUGGUAUUGACGCGUCAAUCACAGGUAGCCCCGCCUCAACAGUCCCUCAUGUUAUACUGUUUUUGACCCUUAAAAAACCCUGAUGUUUGCAAAAAGCGUUACGUGUGUUCAUUUUUCCUACAAAGCUCAACAUUAACAUGGGGCUCUAUGGAGGACCGACUCACUACAGGAGACCGCCUCUACAGGACACUCAGGGAACUGCAGUUUUUUGCACCUCUGCAAUUUUAUGCAUCUAUCCUGAUUGUCAAGUUGUUGUGGUAGCAACCUGUCAAUCACACCCAAAAACUACAGCCUGGGCCCUUUAAAAUACUUUUCAAAAAAACAUAUUUUCACUUUUUUAACAGCUGAUGCAAAUAAUUACACAGCACAUCGGCUGAUGGCCAAUAUUUAACGCAAGUUUUUUUUGUAUUGGAUAAUAUGGAACAGUUAAUAUUUUAUGUUUUAGGUGGAUUUCUGAUUAGUUUAUGAGAAACAAAAAAAACAUAUCAAAAAUUUAUCUGUAACAGUUUGAUUUGAUUUACUGCCAUUUGUGAUAGAAACAACAAAGCUACCUUGAAAAACGUGUUAUUAGCCUCCAGUGGAGACUUGAAGAACUGCAUCUUUUCACUCUGCAUUGGCUUUCUAUUUCAACCUUGGAGGUUGAAGCUUAGUGGGGAUUUUUUUUUUUCCUGGUUUUUAUGCUCAAACCAGGUACCCCCCCUAAAUCCUCUCCUACUUUCUAUACUUUCUAGUCUGUUAGAGAAAAUAUUUACUGAGGGUUUAAAUCAGCUGAGAAUUUGGACUUUUUAUUCAGAGACUCCCAUGCAAUCUGUUGCCUCCUGCUGGACCUGAAUGACUUCAGCUUUAAGGCACUUCUCUACAUUGGCUUAACUUUCUAAACCAAGAGGUCACGUCCACUUCUUAUAAAUGGUCUGUGAGUUAUAGAGUCCAUUUAGCAUCCAGUCAAAGUCUGUAAGUCCAGACACUCCAAUAAAAACACAAAACACAGGGUAACCUGUAAUGUUAUAACUGGAAACAACUUGAAGUCACAUCAUUAUAAGGCUACCACAGUCAAACAUCCCAGUAAACCCAGCACACCCAGUAUCCUCAGGUAUAAAUAGUCACAAUUAGCUGCUCAGAAGAAAUCUCUUGUUUUCCCUUUAUUGCAAAAAGAGUGGGUAACAUACAGCACAUAGAGGGAUACUUGAUAGUUCCAGGAAGCUGGAUGGACCAGUCGUGGUCAGACUGGGAGGAAGAGGAGUUCCUGUCUUCAUCUAAAGUAAGUAGGAAGUUUCCACCACCAAGAAUAAAACUGUGAUGGAGUUAUAUUCUCUGGCCUCAAACUUUGCCAUCGGUCCCUCCAUCAUGUCAAAAAAGUGGUCCUGGUUCAGCCUUUACUGAGAAUCAGUCAGAUAGAAGGAAGGAAACAAGGAGUGUCUGAAGGAUCCUCAAUCUGAGAGAUCAGUCGAUGGGUCGGAUCAUGAGUCUGACUGACUUCAGGGAGUAGAAACCACCUCCAUACUCGGCCCAGAAGAUUCCAUCCUGGAACUUACUCCGGUAGACCCCGCCACUGUACCAGACGCCAUUCAGGUUGGUCUGCCCACAGGCGUUGUACCACCAGCCGCCUUUAUGGAAGUGAGCGCAGUUUCCUUAAAGAGACAGGUAAAAGGAGGGUCAGUCUAUUGCUUAGAACAGAAAUAAAGAUGCUUUAAGAUCCCAUCCCCUCAGCCAGCCUGUCUUACCAGAGAAACUGUCCUUGUCACGGUCUAGUGUGGUAAACUGUUUGCCGUUGUGGCUGCUGAGCGAGUCGCCAGCAUUGCCCUGGUAGGUGCCGAGUCUGAGCCGGUAGCCCUCGCUCUCCGACUCCAGGCGGAAGCUGCUGUACUCAGCAUACACCUUCUUCCCCGUCCAGUCCUCCAGCUCCACCAUCAGCUUAUAGUCGCCCUGUUUCCCCAGGUUGUAGAUGUUGACCAGCCCCAGCCAGUGUUCACCGUUUAUGUUCCCGAAUCCUCUCUGUAGAGAACCACAAAGCGUUAUCUGUUAUUCAUACAGGUCUAUCUGUUAGUCAUCUGCAGCUGUGGUUGAAGUUCAAACACCAGAACAGCAACAUAGGGGAUUAAUCUGAGUCAGUCAUCUCUGUGGGUUUGCUAACUUCCUUCUCUGUGGUCACUGAAGUCAUGUCCAAGAAACACAAGCAGUGAGGACGAGUGAAAUGAAUCAAAUCUGCUCCCUGUGGGACAAUAAUGAGUGAGGGGUUCAUAGUUUCUCACUCUUGAUGAAUGAGCUGACUGUCGGGAUAAGGGUUUUACCAAUUUUGCAUCAGUUGGAUAAGGAGUUCAAUAAAAUCUGAGCUACACGGACACAUUUCUGUUCCUGCUCCAAACUAAAAAGAUGAAAUUCUAGUUUGACUCAGUGACAGAGAGGAAAACUCCCGCACUGGUCUUGUUAAUUUUUUACAGAGAAAAGCAGUUGUAUUAGUCAGGCUGUAAAUCUGUCAUCUUGAGCUUUUGGCUUUAAUGAACUGUGUGUAACUCUGGAUCACAUAUCAGAGGCUGACACAUGGAGGAGAGGAUGGAGGGACUGUAGAGGUUGAAGAUAUUGUGGUUUUUUGUGGUGCCUUUUGCACUAAACAGCCUGGUUAAUUUUGGUAUGAUAAGCUUUCACUUCCACUUUCAUUGCUGAACGUUGGAAAAGAUACCCAACCUGUACCACCCUACUCUUUUGACACCUUUCUGUUGGGGUUUCAUGAAGAGCAUAGUAGAGUAUAGUGAAUGAGGUGCUCUCUCUUUUCCCUGAAAGCAGAGCAUAUGCUCUGACCUUCCCUUCAAACAGCUUUUACUUUCACUUCACCAUCCUGAUCUCAGGUUAGUGUGCAGUAAUGUGUGGAAGUGCGAGGAAGUCGCCAACAUGAGUGUGAGCAGCUUCUUUACAGUUCACCCCAUUUUUGAAUAAAAAGCUAUGAAAUUGUGUUUUCACCAAAAUAACUGACCUGGAUACAAACUCAGAAUAAAAUCAUUUUGUGAGAACAAGAGGAACCUUUUAACAGUAAAAAAAAAAGGUCAGGCAUUUAUUUUGAAAUGCAUUGUGGGAGUGCCACCAUGGUAUAUUUUUCAUGCUUGUGAGAUAGCUGAUACAGUGUAGUUAUGGCGCUCAGUUUGUUAUUCUCUCAUUUUGGUCUUUUGGUGGGAGAUCUGAGUUGCUCAUGGAAAAUAAAAAUCAGGUGAGAUGUGCUGCUCAUGCUGCCAGUCUGAUAUUCAAAUAUUCACAUCAAAAAAAGCAGCUGUUCUGUAGCUGUCAAGCAGCCAACACUCUUACUGCAUUGAGUGCCAGGGUAGGGUACAGUCUGCAGUGAAAGCACAAGUAAAGAUCAAAGUUAAGUGUACAAAGCGGUACCAUAAUUCACUGGACCAAAUCGGACUGCUUGGUGGAAAUACAUCUUUGAACCCUACAGCGGCCAGAAUUUGAACCCUGACCUAGAUUCAGGUCUCUUUUCAGUACAGGAGUCUUACCUUGUAGUUCUCCCAGUUCCUGAAGAAGUUCACAGAUCCGUCUUUCCUCCGUUGUAACACUGUCCACCCUCCAUUGUCGAGGCCGUGGUCACACCAGGCCUGGAUCAGCUGAUCGCUGCCAUCCGUCUUUAGCAGGUACAUUCCGCUGGUGGUGUGUCCGGCCUGUCGCACCUGGUAACAGUCCCUGAAGGGGCCUAAAGGGAUGGAAAAAGGAAGUAACCAGACAGGAUGUUAACUUUGAGUGAGUAUACAGUUAAUAUCCUCUCCUGUUCGUAUAGACUCAUUCCUUAUAAAACCAUCCUCUGACUUAUUCACAGUCAUUUUUAUCCUUUUAACAAAUUUAUCAAACUGAACCUUGAACUAGAGAAUGUCUUAUUCUUAUACUGAAUGUUAAAGUCAUCUCCAUCAAAGGCUGAGUGAUGAGGGGGCGCCUGUUUGACCUCGUGUCUGAGGGAUGGAUCAUACUGUGGAAAAUCUCUCAGACCAUCCAGACAUCCAUCAGUCUGAGCUGAAAUCUGAUUAUUCCCAAAGAUUCACAACAGCUGAACCCAGAGCAGCUCACUUCCCUUGUUCCCUUGUCCACAUCUACAAACCAGUAUGAACACCAGCAUUGUGCGGGGCCCUCGGGGGCCUGAAGGUCCAUUGAGAUGGUUUUCUCAGCCGAGAGCAGGAGCACACACAGAUCCUGUACAGAUACUUAAAACCCCACAGCAGCAGGUUUUGUUUUUUUAGUAAUAACACAUUUUCAUCAGACGUGUCAGUGAGGGCUCUGAACCAUCUUUUUUUUCACUUUUCUGUCACUUUCUCGUCACUUUCUCUAAACAGAACUUUCAGGUUAAGGUGGAAAAAUAAACGAAGUCGUUACCUCAGGAUUUGAACAGGACUCAGACAGACCAAACUGUGGUCAGCUGAUGUGUGUUUAUUUUAGGGGUGACUCUCUGAAAGAGUGUGUCUGUUUGACUUAAGUCCUUCCAACUCUGACCUCCUGACAUGAACCCUAUGGAGCCGUUAUAAGUGACAUCAUCUCAGCUUGCCUCUGUCUGGUUUUCUAAAGGGACCUGUUACUUUCUGGAUGCUAGAUAAGUUCUGCUGUCUGUUUCCACCGUUAUCUACAUUUUAAACUAUGUGUUGGAUUCAUUCUUGCCUACCACACCCACUGAGCUUGGAGCGAAGCAUCCCACACACCAGUGUUGCUGACUAAGGCAAUCGACACAGGUGGACUCAAUCUUUUCCAGGCAGGACUCAUAUAAAGGAAAAGAGAAUCCAAUGCUCUGUUCCCUUCAUAAUUCAGAUCCUUUUCCCUCCUUUGCUGUUCAAGUGCACCCAGAGAGAGUUGUUUUCUGAUGUCCAAGUAUGACAAUCUGUUGUUUUUUGCUAAACUCAUUGGUAGCCUACUUUAAUUCAAGCAUUAUAAUCUCUAUGAGAGAAAUGAAUUUGACCAAUUAUGUUAUAUUUGUGUAAAAAUAUAGAAAACACCACUCAACAAGCAAAGGCACCACAAUUUAACAAAAUAAAAGUCCUUUAAAUUGAGUUUUCUGUCUUGCUCGCAGUUUAUUGCACAUUCUAUGUGAUAAAAGUAGAAAGAAGGCAGAAGCAAAUAAAACAGAACAAUUCAACAAAGAACUGGCAGCUCUUGUUGUCGUCCUGUUUCCUAUAUUAUUGGUUUCUGAAGUGACUGUUUAUGUUGGUUGCAGUCAAGCUACAGUUGCUGAUUGAGAAUCAGUUCAUUACCAAACAUGUCUUCUAGGGGUGGGAGAAAAAAUCGAUACAGCAUAGUAUCACAAUAUUUCGUAAAUAAGACAAAAAAAAAAGAAAAACAAAUACUAAAUUAGCUAAACAGUUGAAAAGUUGCAUAAAUUGCAAAAUAUUAUAUCCGAAUACUCACUGUAUUGCACAAUGUUAAAAAUCGCAAUAAUAUUGUAUUGUGGCCCAAGUAUCGUGAUAAUAUCGUAUCAUGGGGUCACUAGUGAUUCCCACCCCUAAUGUCUACCUCAACUGGUAGAUGUUGGUAUGCCCCCUUUCAGCUUGUUAUUACUGGGUCUACUUUUUGACCUGUUACGUCAUGUUCCGAGACAAUCAGCAAAAGCAUUGGCAAGAACCCGACAGGAUAUGUGCAAGACGAUUGAAACACAGAUAACUUUACAGCUGUGUAACUUUGGUACACACAGUGCGAUUGCUGCUCUUUCUACAAUGCAUUUAUGCUGCUCAACUUCUUUGUCAAACUGUGGAGCAUGCUCAGAUCGCCGAGACCAGUUUGAAUCUGAUUGAGAUGUAUACGUACAAGAGAAAAUCGAUCCUAAACUCAACAAUUUGCAUCCUCUAAGGAAGCAGUAAGACAUGAUUAAGAGCAUCUGAGCAUCCUACCCUGAAUCUGAUGUCAGAGGAGAAAAACAGCCUCCCAGUGAAAAUGCUCUGUUAGAGAGUUAACUUUUAUCAUUUGGCUCAUUGAUUCAACUCAGUUAUUUUCUCCAAUGGCAGCCAUUGAGAGUAAUGAUGUCUCUAAGGUUCAAAUAUCUGAUUUAAGCCUGGACGGAGAGCGUAUUUUUCACUUCAACAUUCCUCUGAGCAGAAAUACGUCACUAACUCAGAGACUCCCCUGCCGGUAUUAAAACAGAUCCUCUUUUAUUCCCCAUUUUGUCAGAGAGAUACGAUGAAUGAUUGCCUCCAUUUCACCGUCUGGUUGUGUAACCCCUGUCAGCAUUCCCCGCCACGCUCUAAUCAGCAGCCAUAAUACAACAGCUCUAACCAGGAGACAUUUCCAAGUAGCAUCCAGCUUCACUAAUCGCUUUCAUACUGGAGAUGAUGGUCCUCAGAUGUCAGGAAUCACAGCCCAGUCUGAACCACUUCUGGGGUUUAAUCUGAUAUGAUUGUUUACAAGUCCUUCUACAAGUCGAUGAACUUGUCCAUCAGAUGUUAAAGGCGAGCUGCUUUGCCUCUUCACAUCUUCAUUGACCAGAUUUAAAGUCACUAAACCCUUUCAGUACACUCUCAUCCCCUUUUCUUCAAAGUCUUUGUAAAGUUGUUCAGAGCGGUCUAAUCCAAAGCUGCUAAUUUACCACACAUGCUUAGAGCUGCAGCCAGCACAGGCGGCCAAGUGGGAAUCAGAGGAAUGUAUGACUUCACUGCUGCCGCUGCCGGAGAGCAGACGAGCCUCAGUCCUACCAGCAGUUAUUCAGGGUGACUGAACGGCAGUGAUCGUGACAAGAAUUAAUGAGAAAAAGGACCGAGGGACAUUUUGUCUCUGCUCAUCUGUUUGGAUCACUGUUUGUUUGAGAUGUAGCUGUAUUGUCAAUUUCACGAUAUUCUGAGAACCACUGUGUACUCAUACCGGUGGUCCUGUCACAGUAUGAAAUGAUUGAUCGUCCAGGGUAAAAGUGUAGUUUUCUUUUAGCCACAAUGGAUCAGCGAUCAGGGACUACAGAAUCCACUGUCCCAUUUGUGCCUCUGACCUUGUUCAUAAAUAUCUGGAUUAGCAGGUGUCCUGAUACAACUUUGACUUACAAUACAAUACUGAUAUUGUAGCCUUCAAUAUUGACCAGUAUCAAUAUUGAUCCGAUACUGGCACAAAAUUGUGCAUAACAAGAUUUUCACUCAGAUGCAAUGUCUUUUUUGGACUUAAAUAAGAAAUACUGCCACAAGGCCAACAUCACUCCUACUCCGUGCUACUUUGUUAGUAACUUUGUCCACACUGUUGCUCUGAUUUUGUGGGCUUACCUUGCUGGGCGCUGUUAGAUAGAGGUACCGGAGCGGAGUCUGGAAUGGACUGCUUGUAUCGGAGUGCUGAUAUCAGAGAUUUUAGAUGCAGGCCGAUAUAAUCCGAUAUUCGUUUUUUUGCUGAUAUCGGGCUGAUAUCUGAUAUCAAUAUCAUAUCGGGACACCCCUAAUCUGGGUUUUUGGCACAUCAGUUAGUGAUAAUAGAGGAAAAGAAGCAGAGCAGGGAUAGUGUCAACACUCUCACUUCUGUAAAACAGAGCAAGGUCACACGCUGCAUCUCUGAUUAAAUCCCCAAAACCUGCUGGCAUUUUUUGUGGUUCACAAAGGAUUUAAAAAGUUAAUAACCUACUGGAGUCAAUGUUGAAAUAUAGGCCAUUGAUUUUCCAUGUCUUUGUUUAUCCUAUUUUUUUAAAAAAAUUCUAAUACAUAUCAUACUCUGGACUUGCUGAAAUAAAUUUGCUGGCUGUUGGUUAAACUGUGCUGAGUCUGUUAAAAUCUGGUACGUACCGUCAGAAGUGAGUGUUCCCUGAGGUGGAGGGUUGAUCCCAAAGGGGCUCAUGGUCGGGGUGUCCAUGCGGGAUCCCCUGGUGAAGGCCCGAUUGUUGUUGUCCCUCUGUAUCUCAUUGGUGAACCGGUUGUUGACAGGUAAGUUCUGCGGCACUACUUGGACCAGUGGGGGGACGACAGGGAGGUCACCUCGCCCUAUAGUCCUCAGACACUGCUCCUCUAAGGCAGUGAUCAGGAUGGACUGGUUGUUGACCACCCCCGCCAUCGUGGCGAAGCGGCCCUCCAGCUCCUUGUACCUGGAGGCGAGCCUCAUCAUCUCGGAGGUCACGUUGAGGACGCGGUUCUCCAGCUGGGCCAGCUCCAGAGAGUUGUCCCUUUUCCGGAUGAUCUCAUGCAGCAGCUGCAUGUAGAGCUGUGUCACUCGAGAGUUCAUGUUCCUGCUUUCUUUCCGCAGCAGCUUCAUCUCGUUCACCAGGUUACCGUCCACAUCCACCACCAGCUGCAGCGUCUCAAUCUCACGCCGCUGCUUGUUCAGCACCUCCCUCACAUCUGCGAUAUCCAUGCGAGUCACUCUGUCCUUGUCGGGCUCAGGGCCUGUGGUGCUGGCACAGAUGGGACCUGUCGACAGAUGAGACUUUGUCAGGAAAUUGAGCAAAAGCUGUAUGGACUUCAGCCAAAGUGACAGAGUCAUGGUGGAUGAAUUUAUCAUGUGAGAGCAAAGUUUGAACCUGUGAUCCUCUGCUCAGGCACCAGGAAGGUGUAGGAGCACUUCUUAGCAUCAGCGUUGAGGGGGGCUCUCUUGCUCCUGUGCAGAGGAGCUCCUGCGGUCCUCCGGGCCUCCCUGGAGCUCCUGCAGGAACUUUGCCCCCAGAGGGAGAGACAGAGCAGGGCACACAGGCUCCACAUCAGUCCCUGCAUCGCCGCAGGCUGGUUGGAUGGAUUGAUGGACGGGUACUGGUGCUCCCUCUGAGUCCCCCCAGGCCUCCCUGUGAGAAAACACAAACUCUGAAACAGACAGCUCUUUGUGUACAGAAGCUAACAAAGGGGCAGGGAGGUGUUGAUUGUAUAUUUCAGAGGAAAUGAGUACCAGAUAUUUAAACAGAGGAGGGUUGGACACAGUUACUCAGAUAUUCAGUGGAUCAGUGUGUCCAGUCAGCUGAAAGCUCUUUGUGUUGGCUGUUUGGAAAGACUCAAUGAGAGAAAAAUGUGACUGUUCAGCCCGAGGACGAGGUCUGCUUUCUGUCUGAGUUAGUUCCCCCACCGUCGGACGCCACAUUUUUCUGAGAUCUUGCUCCCUCUUAAAAGAUAACUGCUUCAUAGCUGCAGGCUGUGUUGAAUCUUUCACACCUCCUCUUUACUCUCGGUAUAUCCUCUUCACUCCAAGAAUAACAUGAUUUAUUUCCCAUCCUCAUAUCUCCACAGUGUGAACCUAAAAGUCUAUUUCUGCUUGGGAACUAUUCCAAUAACUCUCAAGAAAAGACAGUUUAGCAUGUCGACAUCGAGGAAAGUGUCUUGAAGUUUUACGGACGUCAGUGUCAUUUAGACAGCCAGCAAAAUUCCAGAUAAGCAAAGAUUUAACAGCCCAGCAACUGGAUGAACAAAUGGUCCCAUCAAACUCAUAUAAAGUCUCAGCAUUGAUCGACAUCACAAGCUUCAAAAUGCACAAUUAUUUGAAGUCCGUAACACUCGCCUGUGUCACAGUUUUGGCCAGAUGCACCAGUGCAUCAUCUCUUAAUCUUAAACAAUGCUAGCAGUAAGCUGUUUAGGAUGAUGAUCAAGGUAUUUAAUUAUCUCUCCGUAAUAAAUCUGUUGUGUGGGAUUAUUUUGGAUUGUGGAAGAGACAGGUCAACAGUGUUUUUAUACAAUAAAUUACAAAAGAAACACAACAAAACAGGGGUUAGAUCAUGCAACUGGUGCAGACGUGAAAAAGUGAUUCCUAUCUGGAUUCAUGAGGCAUUAAAGAAGUUUCACUUUUCAGAAGAGAGCAGUGAAGAUGUCUGUUUAUUUACAUGCAGUAAUUAUAGAACUGUUAGCUGUCUUCUUGGUGUAGGUCUCUUCAGAUUGCUUUGUCCACCAGCAUCCUGUGGCUAAACCUUUGCUGUGUGUUUCUGAUGAUCAUGCCCCCCUUAAGUAAGACAGAAUCAGGACUUAUUCUGAUAGGGCCUAUUGCAGGAUGAAUUAAAUGUGUUGCUCGUGGCUUCAAAUAUUCAGCGAGAAUAAAGAAGAGGAAGUUGAGUAGUGAGGUGACUCUGCAAAAGCUGAACAGUCUGCACUGUUUCUCUCUUAUCCCUGAUGUAUGGGCUUUCUGCUCCUCAUCAGCGGUCUCUGGUCUAUGCAGCGCCAAACCAGUCUACACUCCUAAUCUACUGCAUAACAUCCCAGUCAUUCUGUACUCAGAGCCACAUCAUUAAGUCCUGCCCCCACCCUGAAAUUCAGCCCUGAGUGUCUCUGUAUGACGUUAUUGUGGUUCUUCAGGAAUUCUGGUCGUCGUGGCCCUUGGAGCAGGCCAAUGGGCGGCAGGAUUUCAGCUCAAGUGUGUGUGUGUUUAUGUAUGUAUGUGUGUGGGUGGAUGUGUGUGUAUUCGUUCUCUGUAAUUGAAUUCUGCAUGACCAUCCAGAGACCCUUUUCAUUCUCAUGCUGCCAUGUUUUUACAUAACCUGGAUCUGUCUCCUCACUGACCUCAGUGUGAGCUGCUGAUGACUUUAGCAGCAGCGUCAGCACCAUCACUGAACUCUGUCUGAUUGCUGCUGUGUCUGGAGGCUUCAGAGAGCCCGUACUCCCCCCCGGCACAAACAGGACAGGAAACAAUCCAGCUCGUACAUCAGCUGGCAAAUCCUUCAUCUCCAUCACUUUCCUGCCCCCCUGUCUCUCUUUCCUCUACUCUGGAGCCAGGUUUCCUCCUGGGUGGGGGUAAUUUGGAGCCUGCUGUCCUCCUGUGGGGGUGAUUUGAAUCCAGAGUUUUUCUUUCCUCUGAAGCUAUGUCUCCUCUUUGGUGGGAACUCUUCUGGUACAAAGUUUCAAGGUUGACGGUAGUACCUUUUGAGCCCAGUUUGCUUUUAGGCAGGGGUUCUUGUGCAUCUUGACAUUUGUAUCUUUGAGCAUGUUUCAACCUUCAUGGGGGCUCCUGUUGAGCAAGGCUUCAUCCUGAGUAAGGUCUAGAAGUGCCAAGGUUUUCCAUUGGGAGGGAAUUCUUUUGGAUCAAGGUGUCUUCCUACACAGGGGACUUUUGAAGCAGAGUUUUCCUUUUAGGUGAGGGCUCUUCUAGGGGCAGAUUGACUCUUUGACGGGGGUUGAAGAGCUGUGGUUUAAGGGUGUUUUUUUUUUACAAGAACAAGGUUUCCCAGUGAUUAGUGGUUGUUCGAAUCAAGGUCACUCCUCCUUGGUCAGGUUUUUCAGACUUUGUUUUUGGAUUUCUGACUGAGUGGAGGUUACUGUGAGGCUUGGUCUUCAGCUGCUUUGAAGCCAUAUGCUGCGUUCCAGUUGUACUCGGAAGUCGGGAUUUCCGGAACGCCCCCCUGAAGUCGGAUUUCCGACUCAGACCAUCCUCACCAACCCUGACUUGACGAUAUCAUAAUCCAAGAUGGCAGCGCAGUGCAGUGCAAAGAGUAACAGUGAAAGCUCUCGUAAUGUAUUAUUUAUUAGCACUUCUGUUUUUGUGAAAUUAAAUAAGUGAUAUAGGUUGUGCUGCCCAACGUCUAACUGUGGACAUGGUGCUAAGGUGUUUGUAAGAGUAAAAUACUGUGUUAUGUGUUGUUUACAACUGCGAACAGCAACUAACAACAGCUUUCAACAGUUAAAAACAACUGACAAUGGCGAACAACGGGUGACAAUUGUUCACAACCGCCAACAGUAGGCGUCCUUCUUGAUUUUCCGACUUGUUUACUGGAACACCGCCAACUUGGGUAUAAUGUCAUUCCCAGCUUCGACUUCUGAGGUAACUGGAACCCAGCAAUAAUUCCUUACAAUGUUACAAUGUCAUUUAGCUGACACUUUUUUUCAAAGUGAUGUACAUUUGAGAGCAGGAACAACACAACACAGGAUCGGUAAGAGCAACAAAGUGCUUCAAGUCCUCUUGUUUAUAAGGGAUUGUAAAGUGCUGUCAUGGGGUGCUGGUGGAGCAAACUCUUGUACGGGUGAGGUUGGUUUUCCCCUGGGUUGAACUUGCUCUUGAACCUCAGGUCAUGCUACAAAGCAGGAUUUGCAGGGUUAACGUCAAGGUCACUUCAGGGUUAACUUUGGGUUUUCAGCACUAUAAAGGAGGUUCACUUAUUAUUAAAGCAGGUUAAAGAAUGAAAUAUCAAUGAAAGUUACCGAUUGUGCUCUCCUGAUGGGAUUCUAUAACAGAGACUCAAAGUAGUUAACACCAGAGAUGUUAGAUGCUGACAGCAAACUUAUUCCCGUCUGUGAUCAGUUCAUGAGACUGCACCCACAGUAACUCUCGGUCCUCUGUCAGGGUUGUUAAAGCUGGAUAAGUAAAAGAUGACUGAGCGCUAUGUUGAGCACGCUUCAGAGUAUCAGCCCCAGGUUUCCUCUUUGGUUGGGAUCCUUGUGAAUCAAGGUUUGAUCUUGGGAGGGGGAUUUCUGGAGUGCGAUUUUUCCUUUAGGUGGAGGCUCUCCUUGCACCACCAAAGAGCCAGAGUCAGCCCUGGGUUAAUGUUUUGCUUGGUAGGCUGCUUACUUGAGCAGGGUUUCCUCUUGGGUCAGGGUUCUAGUGGGUCAUAGUUGCUCCCUUGGUGGUGGUUUUCUAUGCCUGGAUUCCCCCUUUGUAACUCCAGAUUUUGGAUGGAGGUAGGGUUAUUUAUGAGCUUGAAUUUGUGCCAGUUUGAAGCAUUUUUGAAACCAAUCAGGGAAACCUAAACCUGUACAGUGGUGUAUAGCACUCCAUGGGGGCCAUAGUUUUUAGUUGGAGUACCGUUUAUUCAGGAGCUUGGAUUCUGGUCAGCUGGGAGCUCUUCUGUAGCCUAAGUUUAUGGUGCCUGCAAGAGCUCGGACUACAGCUUGGACUAACUUAAGGAGGAGAAGCAUGCCGCAGUGCAAAUUCAAAGACAUAUGCAAGUCUGAAAACACAAAGAUGGAAACACUACUAAUGAAAAUAACGCUAAAACAGCUGUGUCAAUAUGCAAAAAGACUAACAAUGCAAAGCCAGAAAAUGCACAGACCUAAAAAACAACAAGCAAGAAAUAGAAUAGAAAAUCUUGAUUGUAUAAAAUUGGACGCAAUCCUAUUAGAUGCUAAUGGUUGAGGGCAAACAGUAAUAAAAAUACAUAAACAAAUAAAUGAAUCCCAGACUAACUCACAGAAUAUCAAAACUAACCAAACAAAUGUGUUGAAGGAAGAGGACAGAUUCCCGAAAAAGACAACAACCAUAUUUCAAGGGCAGUUCCUACAACCCGUUGCUACACAUUCACAGUUCAGUUGUUUUAUAUUGCACAGUUCAAGUUUUGGCAGUGCAUUGAGUGCAGUUAUGGCUUCAGGAUAAAAACAGUUUCUCAGUCUGUUUGUUCCUGUUUUUAUCCUCCUGAAACGUCUGUUCGAAGGCAUGAAAUCAGGACUUUAAAACAGAAGUGCUCAAGGCCUGCAGGGGAGCCAAGUGACACAGGUUAUUGUUGACAAGACAGAGACGAAAAGCAGACAGUCAAUUGAUGGUUUAGAUGGAAAAGUUGCACAGUUUGAUAUCAGGGGGUAAUGAUGUCAUUCCUGCAGUCAGGAGAGUCUGACUUGGACUCUAAGGGAGAGAAGUGAGUGAUAUCAGGCAUCAAUUUUCCUCGUCUCAGGAGACUGUUUUAUUUUGGUGGUUCUUUUGUGUUUUGUUUUUUUUCAGAUGUAUUUGCAGAGUGUUUGUAGUUAUUGAAAUUGUUUUGGCUUUUUCGCAGCAGGUUUUUAUGUCGAUGCUUUUGUUUUGGAUUUUUGCAUCUUCAUUGUUUGAGUAUCUGCAGCACGUUUCCCCUGAAUAUCUUCCAGCCUGAUGCAGAUCAUCCAUGAAGGUUCCUGCUGGUUCGGGUUUUUACUGUAUUAUGGGUUGAGGUUUUCUGGAUGGGGUUCUGGUUGGGUGAGGUUCCAUUCAUGGUGUGGAGCUCUUCUACAAAUCGGUUUCCUCCUGGGUGUGUGUUUUUUGUUCCAGAGCUUGGUUUCUUAUUGGGUGGGGGCUCUUCUAGCUUCCUCCUGGGUGGGGGUUCAGAGUAUGAGGGUUUUUUUUCAUGGAAACACAACGAAUCAAAGACAUUCCAGUGUAGAUGGAGGGGCCACCAGAGUGUCGUGAAGUUUAACGAUUUGUAGUUUUUCCUCCAAACGAGCAGAGCGGCUCCUUUCUUCUGACCAACAAACCAAAACGAAACACUGCUGAGGGGCUGUGGGAUCAGGCCGAGGGGCUGCUUACCAUAAAGAGCUCACCUGGGAGUGUAAAGGUUUAUGUUUGUGAAUGUAUCUUCACUCACCGUGGCUGCAGUAGAUUGAGUUUUCCCGUUUGCUGAGAAUCUGAUUUUUAAUGCAUCAUGUUGGAGUUUGCAGCUGCUCAAUCUGACCCCCUGCUUUGUUCAGGUUCAGCAGAGAUGGAAGCCACUCACAUCUGCUGCUUUGCAGAUUCAACAACUGGACAAGAACCAAAAUUAAAGUCCUGAUGAGACAGCAGAUGGUGUUUUACAACGCGCCUGCUGAAAUCUGACAGAGCGAUCUGUUUAGUCUGUGAGGUUUAACUCGAGUUUCCUGGAUUCAAGUUUGUGCAUUUUGAAAACAGAUUUAGUGCAACAUCUGCUCAGUUUUUUUUGUCAUUACUGAGCGGAAACCAAACCAGGUUUUUAACUCAGUAGGAUGGUUCAGAUGUAGCUGAGCUGCAAGAUCUUCAGAUAAUUGUUUGGUGCGAUUAUGAUGAGCACAGAGAUGUGUUCACAGCCUCUGCAGAUUGAGGAAGCUUCAACAAGACAAACAGCCUCUUUUUAAAAUCUUUUUUAAGCUCUUGGCGAGGUAAUUUCCCUGCAUAUGUCACAGCGUGAACCAAAACAGAUGAAUUUAUAAUCUCUAAAGGGUUUUCUUCCCCUGUUUACUGUCUCUGCCCGUGUCUCUCCUCUUGUGUUGAAUCAUUUCCUUCAGUAAAACCAGCGAAGCAGCGGACACAGAGAGACAGAGAUCUUUGUGUGAGUAUCAGACAGGAAUGAUUCUCCUCUGCAGGUCACCAGAGAGGAAAUUAGACUCAUGAGAACUUAUUCAGCUGCUUGGUUUAACAGUUUAAUGAGUGUUUGUGGUUUAAAUCAGGCAGAAACAGUCAUGUGACACACUCAGGAUUCAGGUCAGUGCGUGUGGUACAGGAGAAACCCUCUAGCUGCAGGACAAACACUGCAGACAGCUGAUAGAUCAGAGUCCAUGUGGAGGUAUUCCUCUGUUCGAUGUCCAAAAUUCUGGAUAGCCUUUGCAGAUUUGCACAUACCUACAUUUUAUUCCCUGUCUUCUAUCGUCAGUAAGUGAUGGCAACUUUUUGAUGGAUGUUAAUAAUUUGUUAAUAAUUUCUGAAUUAUACAGACAAAACUAAACUAAAUACUAAAGUCUGUGUUUAGGUUUGAAAGUAUAGAGAUGAGCUGGAGCUUCAAACAAGGGAGUGGAUAAACAGUGUGCAGCCAAAGAAUCUCAGGGUUUCAGGAUCAUCAGGUUGAAGCUAAAUUAAAUUUGCGUCAGGGUUUGAAACAGGAGAAACGGGGACAAAUUCAUGAGGAGUGCUGACUGGAUGUGUAGAUUUCUCCUAUGCAAGUCUGUUCUGAUAAAUGCUACACACACUGCACAAAUCUGUCCAGAUUAUCAUUCAUGUAUGAUUUUGGCUGUUUUUAUUCAUUUACAGAAGUCCAUAAAUUUCCUGAAAUUUUCCAAAUGAGCUGCAUGCAUGAGCACAAACAGCCUGAUGUUUAACAGCCAGCCUCUUAGUAAAAUUUGUGCAUUAAGACCUGGUUUAACUUUCAGAUUCUGUGUUAAUAUCAGGAAAAAUGUCAGUAGGUGCAUUAAACAGAUUUUUACCUCCACAUUUUCUAACCUGACUCGAACUGGGACCAAACCGAGCCCCCAUCCCCCAUCAGUUUCCCCUCCCUCAGUGAAACUCUACACAUGUAUGCUGAUGGGGAGGUGAGAGGUCAGUUUGUGGGAUUAGGCUGCAGCCCCACCCUUCCUCUCUACCUCACCUCACCCCCACCUCUGCAAUCAAUUGGGCUUUGUCGACCCAGACCCCCCCCCCCCCCCCCACACCCCCACACACACACACACACACACACACACACACACACACACACACACACACACACGGACACAAAUGCACAAAUACACCAUUCUUACACACCCACCUCCAUCAGUCAUACAUAAUCAAGAUAAGGACUCAUUCUACCACACCCUCCUCCAUCACUCCGUCACACUCACCCUCUCACACCCCUCAGGGGGGAGGACUCACUGACACACAUUCAUGUGUGGACGCUCAGUGUUUUAUUUCUGCUCUGACUCUCACCUUCAGCCCUCCCUCACCUCCUGCACAUGCUUCCUAUUAGCCCCCCUUCUCCUCCUCCCCCUCUGAUGGUGACCCUCUGACCUCCCCUCUCUGGACUGACCCGUCCACUCAGCUGUGUCCCUCAGCACUCAUUAGAGGCUUCAAACAGGCUGCAGACUCACACUACUAACUUCAUCCAUGCACAAAUGCACACACUCUGAGCUUUGAACCGCAGUAGGGCGGCAAAUUCAGAGUCAUUCUCUGUCAUCGAUCUUUAGAAAUAUCAACACUUAUUUUGGGCUGCAGCAAUACACUAAUACUGAUGUUAACCACCUGUCUUUAGAAAUAGGACCACGACUUGCUGCGGCUUUAAGCAAGUUAGCUUUAGCACCCUCCUGAGAGGCGUUUUGACACUUAUAAGUAGGGCUGGUCGUUAAACCGAAAAUUUACAGAUAAAUUUAUGACAAUAACCAACGUAAUUUUGCCCAUAUCGGUGUAUUCAGCAUCAAAACAAUAAAUAAAUAAAAGUUGGUUUUGGAUGUGUGUAGGUAGGCUAUGGUCUCAUGUCCCUUUAAGACGCUGUUCUACGUCGGAGACGUGACUCCAUCCCAUCCAGUCUGUUACAAAGAGGGACAGAAAGGUGAGGAGAUGGAGGACGGUUCAAAAGUUGUAGUGGCUGGAGCGGGGGCUGAUAAAUGUGGUCAAUGUUAAUGUGGGAGGGGGUGAGCAGCUUGAGGAGUAGUUAUCCAUUUAUCAUUAUCGAGGUGAACUGCUCAAUAUAUCGUGACAUUGAUUCGAGGCCAUAUCGCCCAGUCCUACUUAUAAGAGACUCAAACUCCUGCAUAUAGACUUAUGCAACUGAAAAGCAAAACAUCCCAGAGUCACAGUGUUCAGUUUUCUGCAUGCUUGUUCUUACUGAAAAAUAAGCAUGUCCACAAGAUCAGUGAGGAGCACAACAGCAUGCAGAAAAAACUCUCAGACAGCGCUGAUGCUGCUGGUAUGCAGAGAUACUGAUGUGCCAGCUUUGCCAGAAUUUUUCUCUGUUAAAAGUUCUCAACCUUGUGUUUCUUUCAUCAGCUGUGGUGUAUCGCUAACUCCCCGGAAAAAGGGCUUGCACAAUACCUUCAGGCAGCUGGAUUGCAUUCUUAAACAAAAAAGGAUGCUGGAUCCAGGACUCACUGGAAAAAGUUAAACCCUUUCCAGACUAUUAUGCAAACAAAUCUGAUGCCAGUACUCAAGAUCAGGAGACCCCAGAAUUUUUAGCCUGUGAUUCCCAAAAAGAGAGUGGUGACCCCCACUACUCCCCUGAGGUGGUUAGGCAUUGCUCACGUUUUGUUGAUAGUUUUAUUACAGCAGGUUAAAUAAGAUGCGAUCCAUCAGUAACAAGUUGGAAGGAGGUAGGUCAUACUUCUGUUGACAAUUCACUUCUUGCCCGGUGCAUGUAAACUGGGACAAGAACAGUGGUCCAGUUAAAUCAUCUCAUCAAGAUGUAACUGCAGCUCCACUUGACUGUACAGAUAAAAGCACUGCAUCAUGUGUAUUAUGACCUCUGAUACCUCUGUUUAUUCAUCCUGCUUUUGUUACAAAUAGAGAUUUGUAAUAUGUGAAGUCUGUAAAUAUAAAAGCAUUAUAUCAAUAGCUUUGCAUGCAGAAGUGUGAUUCCAGUCAACAGCUCAAGCUUAAUCAUCCUCAGAUCACUGCUGGGUGGAUUGUUUUUCAGAGUUGUUCUCCUCACAGACUGUUCUCAUUCACGCUGAGUGACACACAAGUGGACGAUUAAAGUCAGACCGUGGACUGAGAGCAGAAAGAUUUUAACGCAGAGUUUGUCAACAGAGAUAAAUGUGUUGAAAACACAGAAAGUGACAUGAGAAACACCCAGAAACACAAAGAGUUCUUCAAGUUAAACACUCAAAUGUCCGUCACAAGCUGUACCUCAGCACAGAGUUUUGAGAUGUUGUCACACCCCAAAAGUUUCAUUGAAGCAGAGUGUGUAUUCAGUGUGUGUAUUCAGUUUGUGUGUAUGUGUGUGUGUGUGUGUCCUUGAUAGCAUCACCAGGUCUGUCCUCGGGUCAAACACCACAGCCGAGUGAACAGACCGACAUGUGUGUGCGUACGUGUGUGUGUGUGUGUGUGUGUCUCCUCUACCUGUCUGCGGUUUAUGAGUGUGUUCCAGGACUUUUAAACCCCUAACAAACCUCAGACUGAGCGCGUGCGGUGAGUUACGUUUGAGGCUGUGAUGUUAGCAGUUAGCUUAUGUAAUGACCCGUAAAAGGUUCCCCUCUUGGACCCCAUGUGACCCUACCAGGUCUCAGGUGAGCUGAAGUAAGUCACAGAUUAAUUCGGGUGAUGAAAAGGCAGCCUGUCUCUCUCCUUCAUUUGUUCUCUCUCUCUUUUCAUCUCUUUCUCUCUCCCCCUUUCUCGUUCUCUCCCUCACUGAUUUAUGACCUCAGCUCUGAAGAUGUUUUCUUAACUUUCUGCUGUUCCCUCAUUUUUGCUUUUCUCUCCAAGUGUUGGCUGUUUGAAGCUAAGUGUGUGUGUGUUUUUCAGUGUGUGUGUGUUUCGGUCUGCAGAGUGUCCCUGAGUGAAAACACUGGAGGAUAAUAGUGGAUCUGGAAGUGCAGCACAUUGAUGUUGUUAGUGUUCAAAGCUCUGCUGUCGUGCGGCUGGGUCAGAUGGAGGAUGUGGUUAAACACGAGAAUCUCUGUUCGCUCUGAACGCACCACACAACGACUCGGCUUCAGACUAUGACCUCAAAUGCAGCUGUGGUGUAAUAUCAUGGUGUGAUACUACUUCAUAACAUUACUUCUGUAUGUUCUAUUGGCGUAUCUGGACUUAACUUUAGAUGUUAUUUUUAUUUCGCCUUCCUGAUACAGGUUCCCUAAGAAUCCCUGUGACUCAAAAUUGAAUCAGGAGACUCAGUUUUUGAGGGGUGGGUAGAUUUGGUGGUCUGCUUGUUCAGUCUUUCUUCUAAAAAUAUGGCUUUAAAUGACCAGGAGCUGAGAGGUUAAAACCUGAGGGUGCCGGUAGAGAAAUAUCUUGAAUGCAAAGUACCAUAAAAGCCACAAAAAAUGAAGAAGGAGGAGAGGAAGUGAGGUGUAGGUACUCCACAGAUCUAAAGUUAAACCAUGAUAUGUUUUAAAUCAUCCUUAGACAACAAAUGAACAUUAGAGAUAGAGGGAGUUGGUGCUACAGCCACCUAACAUUUUCAAAGUGGUGCAUCUCAGGAUAGGUUAAAAAAAUCACAGCAAAAAGCAAAAAAGUCCUGGAUUACACAGUUAACUCAGCAGUCUAGUGUAUUAACACUGACGUUUCCACACCGCACAUGUUUUCUGUAGAGUAAACUGAACAAUGCAUGAAUGACAACUUUGAAUAGCCUGUCCAAACCUAACUGUCAAUCUGUUACAACAGAGGGACUUGGGCACUGAUUUGGCCACACGAUUAAGGUGUGUCCCUAAGUCCUUGUCACAACAGUUGCUGUUCUCAGCUUGACACUUCACUCUCUACUCCUCACAUCUCCUGUCUCUCUUUGGUCAUCCUCUCUAAAAAGCCAACACUUCCCAAAAUAACCUAGAGUAAUUAACUGCUUUAUUGUCACUCAAAAGAUGCACUGAUAUAUUUGUAGAAAAUCAGAAUGGCUAAGUUUAGGUAGGUCCUGAAAAACCAAUCUUGGUUGAUAUGUGGUGGUCAAAAUACAAACAUUUUGACUUACAGAUUACAACCAAGACUCAGAGUCAGAAAGCCAUAUUCAUUCCAAAGGACAGUCUGUUCUUUUUAGUCUACCCAAGACUGUACACUAUCAAACAACAGCAGCUUAAAAAAGGAAUAGAAAAAAAAAAUCAAUGGAUAUCAGUAUCUGUAUCAAUACCAGAUCUAAGAAAACUGAACUUCAGAGCAGGAAAAGAUGAGUCAUUUUCCAUUUUGAAUUCCCAGCUUGCACACACAGUACAGAAAAAGUCACUGAACACAAAUUAACAUCAAAUUGGUUGUCCCCAUCUUGCAAGUGUCAAAAAUCCUGACAUCCCUGAACUUAUCGCAACUUUAUCACAUCAAUUUAACGCUGGUGAGCUGCAACGCCAAACUAUUGAUUGGGAGAGGAGAGCAUUUAUUGUGCUGGAAAAGUCAGCUGCUGGAUAGACUGUGAAAGUGAAAGAAAAAUAUGAGCAGAGUGGGAGUAUUUCACGGUCUCUGAGAAAGGUCAACAACUCGCAAAUAUGCAGACAUGUUCCAGAGAUACUUGAGGAGGAGGAGGGACCAGCAGGAAUAGAUGCCAAAAAAAUGCAAUGGCUUAAAAUUAUGAUUUAAAACAUUAAUACCAGUCUUAAUUUUCACAAUGCCUCUCAUCAAAGGGCUCAGAGUGACCUUGUGGUUAGGGAUUCAUGAUUGUACGUUUCUUUUAUUGUUAAUUUAUACCUUCACUUUCAAAACUCAUGUGCACUUAAUAUCAUUUAAAAUCUUAAGACACGUAAGUCUGGUUAUUAUCCGAUUCUUACAGACUUUGACUUUCUCUUCUGUUUCAGUCAUUUUAUGAUCUUUAUCCAACACCGCAUGGCUCCUCAUUAGGUGCAACAUUAUCCACCUCAUUCAUGCAGCUCUUAUUCUACCCUCUAACACACACACAUGCACACUCUCAUGCACACACUCACAGCUCUGAUGGAGCUGUUUUAGGAACCAAGAGCAGAGAACAAAUAAACAGCUCCAUCUCCAGAGCCUCAGAAUCUCCAAAGCCUCAGAUCUGACCUCUGAUCACUUGAAGCCGCACACGUGGUCACACAACUUUUGUUUCUUUUUCUGCCUCUUUAAACUUUUUUAAACUUUUUUUUUGAUGCACAGGUCUGCAAAAAGUUUUUUUUUAACUUACACACAAAGGAAAAUAGUCUGAUGGAAGUUUGUUUUCUAAAAUUUUCUGCCUUGUAGAAUCCUAAAAAGUGCAAACUUUAUUAAACUCCCUUUAAAAUGCAGCCCUGUUCCUGGUCUCACACACUCACAGCAUGCACAUGUCUACACACACACACACACACACACACACACACACACACACACACACACACACACACACACACACACACACACACACACACACACACACACUUAGCCAUCAGCGUGCUGUACAGGCCUCAGUUUGCAGAGGAAGACAGAAGCAUUGUUUAAAGUUUCAGUCACAAAAUGUCCAAACAUGCCUCCACACACACCCUUCCAUCCCCUCUUUCUCUCUCUCACACACACACACACUCCUGGGUUAGUUAGUUACCUGUGUGUCUGCAGCUGUGUGUGUCUCCUGCUCUUAAAGCGUCACCUGGGAGUCGUGUGGUGUCUUCAGCGGGCUGCAGCUCUCAGGACUCAUGUCUCUAUGUCCCAGUCUUCUCUCACUGAGUUCCCUUCCCUCUCUGACCCGGUUUCUCCUGCAGAUGAACCCCCUCACUCCCUCUCCUCUCCUCUCCUCACCUCUUGGUCUCUCAGCUGUCCCAGCACUCAGACUGGCUCAUGGUUCAGCGGCUGGACUCUCCACAGACUGAGCUCUGAGGAGAGGGACCUCCAGUUUUCACAAAGGAGGGGGGGAGAGACCAGAGGAGGGAGGGAGAGGAGGAGGGUGUGUGAGUCUUUUUUCUUCCUCUCUGUGUUUUUUUUUUUUUUUUUGGAGUGGCUCUGCCUCCCUGUGAUGUCACCGAGGUGAGGAGAAAACAAAAAGAGGAAAAUAAAGACUCAGAUUCCUUUUCUUAGUGAUCGAACUGCAGAGGAAAAAGAUUUUCACUUAAGAGGGCAGAGCAGGCUGGAUCCAUAAGCGUAUCUCUGAGCCCUCUCCGUGAUCUGUGUGUGUGAGUGUGUAGAUGUGAGUGUGUGUUCAUGUGUGUUUCUGCGCUAAUUGUGAUGCUGCAGACGUCUGUUGGUCUCUGGGCUCCUUCCUGUAAAGGAUCAGCUGAUCUCUGCUCAGUCCUGCUCUCAGGAGGAGUCUCAACAAGUUAUCUGCUCACUGCUCCUCUUCACCACUGCCCUCCUCCUUCUUCUCCUUUAAGUGUGUGUGCGUGCGUGUGUGUGUGUGUGUUUGACUAUUAGUAUUUGAGUUAUAGUCUUUAGAGGAGGAGUUCUCCCAAGAAACUCUGACUGCAGUUUUCGAGCUUUUAUCAUCUGUUGGAACGUUUCUCUUCACAUUCACACAAACAUAGCCUGUGUGUAUAUGUGUGUGGAAGUGUGUUUGUGUUUGUAUGUGUGUGUAUGUGUAUCAAAGGUUUCUGAGGAAAAAAAACAUGGGGGGUUGGGGUGUGAUGUAGUGUGCAGAGUGAUAACUUCUCCUCCAUCUGUACUGAAUCAGAGUCUGGCGUGUGAGAGAAACAUUCAGAGGAGGAGCAUGGUGGGAAUCAGCUGCUGGGUUUGUCUCUCUGUGUUAAUGUUUGUGUAAUGACACACACAGAGUGAGUGUGUGUGGGUGUGUGUGUGUGUUGGGGGGCCGCUUAUGAUACUUCAGACCCCUGCUGUUAAAAAGUUCUGGUUUUAACCGUGAGUGUGUGAGUACGGCUGCACAGCUGCAGUGUGUGUGUUUAAACAACAGAUGGAUGCUGUCCUUGUGUGGCUCACUGAAAAAGAAACUGUGUGUGUGUGUGUUUGCAUGUGUGUUUUCUCCUUUUUGAACCCUCUUCUUCUCUGCUGUGUUUCAGGGAUGUACCUGUCUGACCUCACCUACAUAGACUCCGCCUACCCCUCCACGGGGAGCAUCCUGGAGAACGAGCAGAGAUCGAACCUGAUGAACAACAUCCUCAGGAUCAUAUCGGACCUGCAGAGAUCCUGCACCUAUGGUCUGCACACACACACACACACACACACACACACACACACACACACUGAACACAUGCAUUGAAAAUAUUCGGAGCAUCACAACACAAAAAAAUACGACAAAUAGACCCUGAACUGUUUAUGGUUUGGGUGUUUAAAACCUUUUUUAAUUUCUUUCUUUAGGCCCUCUGGCUACUAAACUUUAGUAUUUGUCUAUGCUGAGAACCUCUUUGUUACACUUUGGGAAUAUGUUUGAAAUUCACUGUCAUUUUAACUUUAAUCAACACUACCAUUUAACUGGUUAAAUCAAAGAUAUCCACUUUCACUUUUAUAUGAGGCCAGUUCAGAUUUUGCAGUUUGUAUAAAAACAGUAAGUCGACUUUACCUGGAGCGGAACAUGAACGUCAGAGCUGAAAGUCUGCAGCUCACUGGCUCAGAGUUUGAAGGGUAUAAUAAAUCAGCGCAGAGGAUCGAGUGUUUUCCAAAGACCCUAAACUUUUUUUCCGUCAACAACCAUAAGUUUCACAUUUCAGGUGGAUCCUCCUGCAGACAGCUUCACAGCAGAUUCAGUAUCAUAAACCACAUGAACUCAUAUUUCCCCUGCCUCCCUCAGAUAUCCCCGUGCUGCCUCACAUCCAGAAGUAUCUGAACUCGGUCAGAUACAUCGAGGAGCUGCAGAAGUUUGUGGAGGACGACAACUACAAGUAAGACUCAAACAGUGGAUGAAGUUAAGACACAUGGAGCUUUAGCUUCAUAACCUCUGAUUUAGACUCAGCAGCAAUUUCCUGUCAGGAAAAUCAGAACAUUUUUAUCCUGUUGCUGCUUUUAUUGCUGCUGCCAGGCACGCUUCUGCUGCUGCUGCAGCUCCAUCCUCAUGAAGACGUUAGUUUGAUUCUCAGAGGAUCAGUUCAGCUUUAACACAUGAUCUCUGCGCAGGUUGUCUCAGAGGAUCGAGCCUGGCACCAGCACACCUCGAGCCAAUGCCUCCAAAGAAGACCUCGCAGGUGAGCUCAUGUUUCAGUUUUGUAGUCUUCUUUUGAUGGGAUGUGUGUCAGGCUUCAGCUCCACAGUGUAAUGAACGCUUUUGAAAAUAUAUGAAUGUUCAUAAAGCUUUUGAGGGUCUACUCAAAGAGAGUGCUCUCUUCCUUUCAGUGACAAAAUAUGUUCAUAUCCUCCAAGUAAACAACAUCCAGCAAAUAAUGUAUGUCUCAUACAGAAGUGUAUCCGCAGAGACUCAAUAGAGGAAACAGUUCAGUCAUAUGAAACAAUCAGCAUUUGUUCAAAUCCCUCUUAACUUGAUGCACAGUUUCAUAUCCAUCGAAUCUAUCUGCAGGUCUGUUAACCUUCCUCUUCUUUUCUCUCCUCUGCAGGUCAGGAGGCGUCAGCAUCUCCACUCUGUGGAAGGAAAUGUACUGUUACAGCCGAAGGAACCAAAGUUCCAGCCACACCACCCUCCCCUCGAAACCUGCUGCCAUACGGACACAGGAAGUGCCACAGCCUGGGUUACAAGUCAGUCACAGACUACUCUGAAGUCAUUAAUCAGCAAAAUGUCAGAAACUUUUUAAAAAAUUGGGGGAAUUAAUUAAAACUUUUAAUCCCCUGUUGUUCUGCUCUCUCUUUGUCUCUCUCCCUUUUCUGUCCACAGUUUUAUCCACAAGAUGAACUCGGUGGAGUUUAAAAGUGCAACGUUUCCAAACGCCGGCUCUCGCCACCUGCUGGACGACAGCGUGAUGGAGAGUCACAGUCCCAGCAGAGGACAGGCCGAGAGCUCCACACUGUCCAGCGGCAUCUCACUCGGUAAGACACACAUAAUACAUGGUGUGUGUGUGUGUGCGCGCAUGCAGGGAACAUCUAUUGGUAGUCUAUCUAUAUAUUGAAAAAAAAAACUAAAGAUUUUCUUUAAUCAACUUAAUUCUUGAUUAGUACAUUUUCACAACUUACAGAGGGAGUUAGGAAGCUUUAAACACCAUUAGUGCUGAAAAACAUUAACAGGUUUAGGAGCAACAUCUGCUGCCAUCCAGACCUUCAUAUCUCAGUAAGACAAUGACAAACCAUAUUCUGCAGGGAUUACAACAACAUGGCUCUGUAGUAGAAGAGUCCUGCUGAUAAACUGGCCUGCCUGCAGUCCUGACUUGUCACCUAUUGAAAACAUUUGGAGUGUAGUGACACAAAAAAAAAAACAGGAAAAAGGAGACCCUGAAGUGUUGAGCAGCUGAAAUCCUCUUUCAGGCAAGAAUGGGACAACAUUUGACUUUUCUAACCCCAGAAACUGGUCUGCUGGGUUCACUAAUGUUUACAGAGUGUUGGAAAAAGAAAAGACGAUGACUUAGAAUGAGAAAUACUACCCUGAUUUAAAUUAUAAUUUAGUUUUGUCUUUUUUUUCCUCAUAAAACAAUAAUUGUUUUCAGUUUGAACAUCUCUGUCUUUGCACUAUACUUGAUUAAUGUGGACCUUAGAAGAUUUGCAAACAACAUUAUUUUCCUGAAUAUUUUCUGAAUUAUAAGAGUCCAAACUCUUGUGGAGUUGAGGUCAUGAGAACAUAUUAAAACAAGAUUUUUCAAAGCUGUAAAAAUACAUGUUUGUGUUGUGUGUUGUCAGGGAGCAGUGAGGGCUCUGAGCUCAGUGAGGAGGUGUCUUGGCCGGCGUUUGAAAGGUGAGUUUCAUGUGUCUGUUUUUGUCUCUUUGUCUUCAUCACAUCCACAUGUAACACCAGGAAAUAGACUCAUCCCAGAUGUGAUUGUAUAACUUUCUCAGCUCUGCCAUUAAAGCUUGCACACAGACGCCUAGCACCUCUCUCAGCCUCACAGCGGGUGGCAGGGGGUGUCAGGCCCCCUCCCUCACCGCUGCUCCCUCUGAAGCUUCCGCUCCUCUCAGUUCUUCAUCUGACACCAGUAAACCCAGUCCAGACUCUCAGAGUACUGCUGGAUCAGACUGAUGUCAUGUUAACCCUCAAACAGCUGAAUGAGUCUGUAACACCGCCAUCAUCAGCCCUAACCCCCCCCACCCCACAACAACACACACAGCCCUAACAGUGCCCCCCCAUCCUGUCUUAUCCCACUCUGAACAGGACUCGCUUCUAUCACUCUCUGGGCCCGGUGACCCGCGUGGCCCGAGUCCCCUACAGAGGAGUCCUAAGGCCCAGCAGGUACCAACCAGACCAGAUCCUCCUCAAACACAACCUCUCUACUCCUGCAGGGGGCGCUGUCUGCUCGGGCUUAGUCUGAGUGUGAUUGAGUGUGUGUGUGUUUGUAGACGCUAAAUCAGGUGGAGGGCUCAGGAUCUAUUUCUUCAUCUUUUGCUGCAAACAUCAGUCUGGUUUCAACCUUCUGCUGUCUCUAAAUUCAUGCAUGUCUCACUCUCACUUACACAGGUACACAUGCACAUACACAUGCAUAUUCACAUGCACUCAUACACAUACAAAUACAUAUGCACAUACUUAAACACAUGCACAUACUCAUACAUAUAAACAUGGACACACUCAUACAUAUGCACAUGCACAUACUCAUACACAUGCACAUAUGCAUGCACAUACUCAUACACUUACACAUGCACAUACUCAAACACAUACACAUGCACCUACUCAUGCACAUACAAAUACACAAGCACAUCUGCAUGCACAUUUAUACAUGCAUAUACACAUGUACUUUUGGGUUUCCAGGGUGUUUUUCCAGCUUGGAACUUAAGUUGAAUCUCCACAAACUCUGUGGUAUGAGUUUAACACAAAGACUGUGUGGAUGCUCUCUGUUGUUGUUCAGCUUGACUGAGGUUGUAAACAUAAUUAUUGUAUUUUAUAGGAAACAUUUUCAAAUCUCUAUUAACCGAGUAAGAGCUGUAAAGGAACAUAAAUAAGAUACAUAAAGAGAAGAGUGGGUGCAACCUGGGUGAAUUUUGUGACUCUAAGGAUGUGGCUGUCGGGACAAUGAGUAGAGUCACUAAUAGAGGGGAUAACCUGCAGCAAAGAGCUAAAAUUGGAGAUGUUAAGAAUUGAGUUUCAGGUAGCUGGUUGUUAGGAAUGUGCUCAGUGGUCUCGUUUACAUCCAGCUGUCAGGUUGGUGUUGAAAGUUAUAAACAUGUUUCGGUGCAAACUACCUGGCAGAAGCUGCACACAGUGGAGACUCUAAACCUGGGGCUGCAGCCGUGCACCGAGUCCCUGUGAGCUCUUCUUUUAUAGGAGCGAUACAUAACAGCUACUAAAAGCAUCAGCAGGAACAAGGAGGCUGAGAACUAAUGCGGUACAUGACCCCAUCUUUGGAGACAAAACCAACAGACUGUUAGAAAGUCAAUAAAGAGAGCAGGCAAAGCAGCUGCAUCAGUAUCUCUGCACCACCAGUAACAUCAACGCCGUUUUUUCUGUAGCCAGACCCAGUUUCACUCCUGACCUUGUGGACAUGCUUAAUUUUCUCAACAAGAACAAGCAUGCACAAAACUGGACACUGAGAGUCAGAAAUGAUUUUUCUCUUCAGUUCUUCUGUUGCAGUAGUUCUUCAUUCAGAAGACUUAGCCUCACUCUGUAUGACUAUAUGUCUGCAGAGAUUUUUAUGAGCCUACAAUUUAAAAUUGCUUUAAAAAUGUGACUAUUUUACUUAUUUAUAUUUAUUUUAUUUUAUUGCUAUAUUCAAAUUGUGUGUUUUAUGUAAAGUGUCUUUGAGUAUCAUGAAAAGCGCUAUACAAAUAAAAUGAAUUAUCAUUAUUAUUAUUAUUAUUAUUACUUUGCAUUUUUGUAUUCAGCUUGGUAAGAAAAUUGUACACCUCUGCAGUAACAUCAGUCAUGUACCUUAUGUUACUAUGGAAGAUUUUAGGGGUGGGGGGCAUUUAUUAUAGCUUUGUCAGAGUAAAAAUUCCAUCUUUUUGAAUAAUUGAUCAUUGACUGUCAACAUUUCGAAAGAUAGAUCACAGAAAAUACUCAAGAUUUGUGUCCAUAGUGGGGAUCAAACCUUAAACCGUCUGCCAUGAGGACUGAGGUCUCUACAAAAGGGCAUGCAUUUUAACGUCUGAACUAAGCCAGCAACCCCAAUAAAAGGUUCUCUAAAAGCUGAAUCCACACAUGUGUGAAAAAUCUGGAAACUUGUCAGAAAUGUCAGGAAACAGCUGAGGGGAAAACACAGCAGAAGAAUAGUCAGUAUAUUCAUCAGACAGGGUGAUGACGUCUGUUCACUUCUUGAUUCAGAGCGACAGCAUGAUUAAAUACGCCCAAGACUAAAGACGGACAUAUUUGACAUAUUUUUAGAAUGCUGUCACUCUGAUUCUGUUGAAGAGAAAACUCCCCUUUUUGAUGAUCUGGAUGGAAUAUCCUGUUAUUGGUUUAGUUUUCUGACAAGGAGGGAGUGAGGGAGUCACUGAUGGGCGAUCCAUAUUGAAUAAGUGGAGAGAGAACAGUACACAAAGUGGACGAACUUCCUUUAGUAGCUUUCAGACUUUUACCUGCAGGUUGAAUUCUUCUCUGACACAGUUUCCUUUUCAAUCUGAACCCUUCAUUAGGAGCUAAGCAACAUAAUGUUGGCCUCCUUGUGACGAAGUUAACUUUAAUAAGCAGGGGCACGUUCAGACUUUUUCUUAACCACAGGGGUGUCUCUACUUGGACACAUGCAAGGGUGGCAUUUAUUCUAAUAACACUGUUUGAAUUUUAUCAGCAGUUUUGUCUCUGAAAAGGGAAAUAGCUACAUGUCAAAGGGUCAAAGAUUAAAUACAAGUAAAAAUAAGAAUAUGUGAGUUUUAUUUGACUCGAUUCUUUCUGUCUCCGGUCGGGGCUGGGUCUCUGCACUGCUCCUCCUGCUCUGCUGCUCCUCACAUGUACACACACUCUGCUCACCACCUUGUCUGUACAGCAGCAGAUUUAUUGCUGUGAAAUCAAUUACACACACACACACACACACACACACCUGCACACACUCAGGUUAAAGCGAGGUUCAGGUGGCUCUGCAGAGUGUGUGUGUGUCUCUACCUCUAGUCUCUCUGUAGGUAGAUUGUGGUUACCUGUGUGUGUGUCUGUGUGUGCCUGUGUGAACAUGAAUGCAUGUGGUCCAGAGUUUGCGUUGCUAAAGUUUGUUUGUUUUCUGUUGCAGCUCGGCAGAGUCGGAGGAGCUGGCAGUUCAUCUUUAUCCCGGAGCGGUGACGGUGCAGGGGGUGCUGAGGAGGAAGACUGUGAUGAAGGAGGGGAAGAAACCUACUGUGAGAACACACACAAAUGCUCACACAUGUCUGUGUUUCUCUCAGUGCCCUGUAGGUGCACUCCUCAUUGCCCUCUCUGUUUCAGCCUGAGAUGUAUUUCUCUCUCCUGCCUGCAGGUGGCGUCAUGGACCAAAUACUGGGUAGCUCUUUGUGGAGCUCAUCUUUACUACUAUCCUGCCAAGUCCCUGAAGGCCACAGAGAGAAAACAUGUAAGUCACACACACACAUGCAUACACACACACACACACACACACACACACACACACACACACACACACACACACACACACACACACAUUAUGAUCAUGAUGGUAUCUUAUAUGACAGCAGUAGAGGAUCAGAGACUAAAUACUUCAGGUGCAGGAAGUUCGACUCCACUGGUUGCAAUCUGCACCACACCUGUCAACAAUUGAGUUUGCUACACUCUUAAAGGUGUAUUUCAUCAGUCCAUGAACAAAUUCAAACUCCAAUGGUAGAGCUCACAGCAAAGCUCUGGGCAACAAAAGCAAAGAUGCUGACAGCUUGAUCAGACCCAAAACAAGAGUGCAAACUGCACAGAGCUGCAAAACUGAAGGGCUUGCUUAUACAUUUUUAUUGAUGCUCCUUGAAUCGGAGUUAAGAAUGAGAAGACAGUCUUAGAGCAGUGCAGGAGAAUCCAACCCUCAGAGUUUAUGUGCAGCUUUGUCCUCAUUUAAAAUCCUCUGUGUGUGUGUGCGUGCGUGCGUGCGUGCGUGCGUGCGUGCGUGCGUGUGUGUGUGUGUGUGUGUGUGUGUGUGUGUGUGUGUGUAUCUGUGUUUUGGAGGUGGGGGUGGGGGCCACAGCUGGUAGCACUCAUUGGGUAAUAAGAGCGAUGACAUCACUGCAAUCCUGUGUGUCACUCACAGAGUUUAAUGAGAACCUGAUGGAGUCUCACACACACACACACUGCGCUGUCUGUAUUUGGAUGACUCCACUACUUCACUAACUGCGGUUUUUUGAGUACAAAAUAGAAUAUUUAACUUCCUGACUGAGCAGAUUUACACUUUCGACAAAUAAAAACUCAACUUUCUUUUUUCUUUAACUUCUUUUUCUUUUGCUUGUAUUUUUCCUUUUUUAUAUUAUAUGUGUGUUUUUUUUGCCUCAUUGUCCUGCUUGUUUUUUCUUAUUUCUUUUUUAUUGCUUCAAAUAGAACUGAAUUACUUCAUUUCUUUCUUUCCCCUUAUUCUUUGUCAUUCUGUAUGUUUUUUACUGCUCCUUUUUUCUUUCUUUUCUUCUUUUUCAUAAAUUUCAUUUUCAUUUUUAUUCAUGGUUUCUCCUCCUCAGUAGACUUCCUUUCUGUUUUUUAUAUUUUAUAUUCUCCCUUUUCCUUUCUUGCUCUCUUUUUCCUACUGCUGCAAUUUUUCUUCGCCUCCAUUUCUGAAUUUUAUUUCAUUUUCUCAUUUAUUGCUCCUUUUUAUGUUGCUCUUUUUUCCAUUCAUCCUCUGAUUUGUAUUAAUGUCUUUGUAUUUUUCAUAUUGAUCUUAUUGUCCCCCCUCCCCUUCUCUCUCUCUCUCACUCUUUCACUCUCUCACACUCUCACAGUUUAAAUCCACCUCCAGUAAGAGUGUGUGUGUGGUCGGUCUGAUGGCCAUGAUGGCUGACGACCCUGAACAUCCCGACGUCUUCCUGCUGACAGACUCUGAGCACGGUGAGACACACGUUUGUUUUUGGGCAGUGAAAGAAAAAAAUGAUUUCUGAAAAAGUGAUGUUCAGGCACUGAAAAUAAAAAAAUAGAGAUCUGAUCCUCUCACUGUUUUUCUCCAUUGCCUAGGUAACACCUACAAGUACCAGGCAGGGAACAGGAUGAACGCUCUGCUGUGGUUCAAACACCUGAGUGCAGCCUGUCAGAGCAACAGACAACAGGUACAGCACACUCAUAUAAAUACAGAAACACACAGCUUGCAGUAUCCAGUUACUGUCUGCAUUUUCAUCUCUCAUCAGUACAGGUAAAGAUGUGAGAUGGCUCACUCCUCACAAUUAUGGAGAACAGGUUGGAUUAUGUAAAUGACUAAUCAUCCAAAAAACAUUUUUGUUCAAUUUCACACCCCUUUUUUUUGGACAACGUCAGACUCAUUAAAGCCAAAGAGAAAAGAGCGAAACAGUCUGAGGUGUCUUUGGGGUAUGCAGUUUAAGCAUUAAUGACUCGAAAAAGUUUAUUUUUUCCCCAUAAUUUGAUUCAAAUAGUGAAACUGAUUUUGUUUGAAUCUUAAUGAUUACAGCUCCAAAAAUCAAAGAGACACUUUCCUAAACAUAAGAAUAUUGUGGAAAAGUCCAGUUUGUUGUCAGUUUUUCAGCCCUGAAAAGAGCUCUGAUCAGCUAGUGAACUCUGAUCACCUGUAAAGGUUUACUGAGCCUUGGAGCAACAUAUGCUGCCGUCCAAGCAACGUCUUUUUCAUGGACGCCCCUACUUAUUUCAGCAAGACAAUGCCAAGCCACAUCCUGCACGUGUUACAACAGCGUGUCUUCAUAGUAAAAGAGUGCGGGUACUCGACUGGCCUGCCUGCAGUCCAGACCUGUCUCCCAUUGAAAAUGUGUGGCGCAUUAUGAAGCGUAAAAUAUGACAACGGAGACCCGGACUGUUCAACAAGUGAAGCUGUACAUCAAGCAAGAAUGGGAGAGUAUUCCACCUUCAAAGCUUCAACAAUAAGUCUCCUCAGCUUCCAAAGUUUAUUGAGUGUUGUUAAUAGGAAAGGUGAUGUAACACAAAGUCGUAUUUUUUUAAAUUAGAUUAUGAAAAAAAAAGAACUUUUUCAGGACAUUCUCAUGUCCUCGGCUGCACCUGUAUCUCCUCCGUGUUUCUGAGGCUCUUGUUGUUAUAUAACUGUGAUUCAUUCUGUUCAACAUGUCUCACCUGCUCCUCAGGUACCUGCCAAUCUGAUGUCAUUCGAAUGAGCCACUGAGAAGAGAGACCAAGAGGAGGAAGAUUAAGAGGAGGAGGAGGAGAAGGAGGAGAGACUCUGUAGUGGGAGCUUUCACUGCCAUGAGCCCCGGCCUCACUGCAGCCUCACCUGCCACGACUGCCUUAACCAGCCCACGCUGUGUGUGUGUGUGUGUGUGUGUGUGUGUGUGUGUGUGUGUGAGAAGCAGCUGAUGAAGAGUCUCCUUUCAAAGACAGACAGCCACUUCUGAUCCUCCUUGGCUUUUUAAAGGGGUAAACUGUUUUUAUUCCCCCCCCUCACUGCCGCCUCCUGACCCCGCCCCUCGCUCUGCUGCAGCAUCCUCGCCUUUUAAUCAGCCGGACAAACAAUCACCAACACACAUACACGAAACACACACCCUGGACUCUGGAGGGUUAAAACACUUUUACUAACUCCAUAUUAGAUUUUUGUUUUAUUCGACUUUUCACACUAUUCGAGUGUUUGACAAGCCACAAAUACGCACACACACAAUUAGAUAUGCGCACAUGCACACACGUGCACGCACACACAGGCCUAUUCUGCAUCCUGGUAAAAAUAAGGGCUCUGAUCUGAAUCUCUAUCCCUGCAGAAUUUCUCCCCAUAUGUGUCGACUCUUUGUUACUGAACGUCCUCCUGUGUCGCAUACAGGCUGUGUGUGAGUGUGUAUCUGUGUGUGCACGUGUGUGUGUGUGAGUGCAUGGUGUGAGAUGAGGUGGGGGUUAAGGGGGGGUUGUUUGUUUUCACACGGUACAAUAAUCCCAGAGUUUAAGCUUAAGCAUUUUCAUGCCCGGUUCAGCAACAGUUCAUCUUUUUACAUCAGCGGCUCCAGUCUCGUCUGAAAACUACACACACACACACACACUUUCACACAUAUACACACACACAAACACACAUGCAGAAGCACUAAACACUAAGGUUUGAAACUGUGAAAGAGUAAGAGAGAGAGCGUCAUGAUUUCUCCUCCUCCUUCUCGUCUCUCUCUCUGUGUUCCUGCAGACGUUAAAGCGUCCCUCUCUUCUGUUUUAUAGUUUUGUGUUAGUUUGAUUUUUUUAAGGGGGGUGCAGUUCACAGUAUUACCAUGUAGUCAGUGUAUUUCUGUCUGUUACAUUUGAAUGUUACAGUUUUGUUUUUCUUUAUGUACAUGUGAUUUUUAUUUUUUCUAUUUUUGCCCUCUUCCUCUUUCUACUUCAUCUUUUAAGAACCUGAUUUUCUCUGUUUAGCCUUGAUGUGUCCUUGUUUGGUUAAUGAAGCACCUCGGUUAGAAAGAGUGCCAACUGAUGACCCCUCCCUGAGCUUCUACUCGCUCAGAUCUUAGAUUGUAUUUAAAGAUGGACAACGCUCUCCUCCUCUUUUUUAUGUUGAACUAAAGUGAAGCCAAAAUCCUCCAUACGGCAGAGGGAGAGUCUGUGCAGGAGAGAUCAGCUGGUUAACCUGAGGCACUGACGUCCUGACCCCUCCUCUAACAAAAUACACUUUAACUGGAGCUCUUUCUGCUCGGACCUGAACCUCUGAUCAUUUCUGAGAACUGCAGAGGGCGUCUGUGUUUGAUCGGGUGUGAAUCAAACAGGUUUGAAAUUUGUAAAGCACAACUCUUGGACAGAUCACAGACCAUCUUUGAGGAUUCACAGAGGUCUUCUAAUAAUGCAUAAUCCAGCUCAAACCAGCAUCAGUCCGAACAUUAACAUGCACAGUUCAGUGGAGCUACAGUUAAAGCUUGAUUGGGUGGUGUACCUGGACUACUGUCUUUGUCCCAGUUUACAAGCACCGGGCGAGAUUCUGACAAAAGUUGAGUUCACCUCUGCUCAGAUUAUGGGAAUAUUUCUUUUUUCAGCCUUUUACCAUGGGAGUGUUUCUUGGUAAACCUAAUAUAACAUGUACCAAAACAAUCGACAAACAAGUCUGCUAGAAGUUUGAUGUUGUUUGUCAAAUGAUGAAAGCAGACAACUUUACAGCUCUGUAGCCUAGUCUUUUUUUCUGCAGCAAAAACAUGUAGAUCUCCUUUUAAGAGUUUGAGAAUAACUAUGAAUUUCCAGCCAUUGAGGACUGAACUACACUGAGAAGACCUCAAGUGGUUAUGAGCUGAAAGUGUGAAAUGAUCAAACAUUUUGUGCAGUUUUUACCAAAGGGAAAGAUCAGCAGGAAGAGAACUAAAACUUCGGCUGAUGAAUAGUAUUUUUGUAAGAAGCACACAAAAUCUUCAAGGCUAAUCACAUUUACUCUGAUAAUCAUGUGCACACAGCCCUGCAUGAGCCUCAUUGGUCAAUCAAGCUGUUAAUUAUGAUUUCAGUCUCUUUUUUUAGCUUUAAAUUACUGAGUUAAGCUAAACUUAGAAAAGAAUGAUAAGAACAAUCCCUCAUGAAAAACCAUGACCAAGAAGUUUCAAUUUAAAGUUUGACUCAUGUCCCAUCUGCUUACAUGGAGGAAGCAGGCUUUAUGACCUGUACUGUAGACAGUCAGCCAGCAGAGGGUGCUCUAACUGUUGUGGCUUUACUCUUUGAGAGAGUGGUGUUGUCCAUCUUUCCAUACAGUCUGUUCUAAACUCAUAACUUCCUCUGCAUUUGAAAUCAGCUGUUUACAUUUAGUGUUUACACAAUCCUCCACCCUCACAUCCACCCCGACGGUCUUCAUCCACCUGAGGAAGAGUGUUACAGUAAAGAAACAAUCAGACAGGUGGAGUUCAUACAGUUUGAAGGUGUUAAAAGGGCUCGCUGAACUGAACUCCCCUUAAUAUGAAAUAUGAGUCUGCUGAACUCCACGUCUCCAAUCAGCUCUCAGACCUGUUUUGGGGGGGUUAAAACAGGACUUGAGCUAAAGGUGACGAUCGUGGAGAACGAGUGAGGGAGGCAGUUACUGUCAGUGUGUUUGAGACUCUAUUUUUAUAAAACGCCACGAUUGGAGUCGGAGCAUAAGGUCCACUAAAGUCUCCAGAGGGGGAUGGAUGACCUGGAACAGGACUUGGACUCUUUUGAUUAAAAACUGAAGCACUGUGAGCAGGAAUCUGAGAAAACCUGCUGUAAUUUCAGUUUCCUGAUGAUUCGUGAGGAAAUCCAGAGUGAAAGCACCGAAUGAGAUCCCCGCACACACAUCUUCCUAUGAAAACAGACUGAAAUGGACCUGGACUCUGAGUUUUUAUUUGAUCACUUUAAAUGUUUCUGACCCUGCUGAGCGCUUUCUGUCACCCCAGUUUACAUGGUUUUCUUUUUUUUCACUGUAACCUCUGCACAGAGUUUGGUCAGAGCAAUGAAAACAUGUUCAGUUUGGGAUGUUUCGUGGUUUGACUUUGGGGUUUCAGAGCCAACUUAACCACACAUUGAGAGCUAAAACCAUCAAUACUCUUCUGUUUUGGUUUGAACUUGAUGCUCUUUGUUUCCUUCACUUUGAUCAUCUUUAAAGUGCACAUCCUGUCCCGUAUGAAGGGUUUGUGGUGACUUUGUGCAGGGACAGAGUGAUGAGGGUGUGUUGAAGGUGUGAUGUGACUAUAAGAGGAUGGAGAAUGAGUUUGAAUGUCCAGGAUGGGCUUCAUUCACUGUUUACCAACAACAUCAUUAACACCCUUCAUUUAGUCGACCUCUGACCUGUACUUGGCUCUCUGUGUGCGAAUUUGUGUUUGUGUGUGUGUGUGUGUGUGUGCGUGCGCGUGAGAGAGAGAGAGAGAGAGAGAUGGGCGCUGUGACCUCACUGCUGAGUGAUGCGCUAAGAACCAAUAAACACUCUGCCCUUUUUUACUCCA